CACCGUCGUCGCCGCGCCGUCCGAUUUUCUUCCGACCGCGGAAACCGUCGCCGCCGCCACCGAUCAAGCGGCACGCGCUCACUCGCCAGCCGCACCGCUUUCGACGCAGAGGGUGUUUGCCGUUAGCGUUUAUUGUUGUUAAUUUUCGUUUUUCGCAAUUAUUAUCCAUACACUCGCGGUAUUUUCACAUUAAAAAAAAAAAACGCUUUUGUAAAAAAAUCGUAUUUUUUUUUUCGUCCUUUCUACGAGUACGUGUAUUGCGUUUUGUUUGACAGCUUGUCGCGCCCGUCGAAUUUCGUAAUUUACGCCGCUGGACCGUGCCAAAAAUCACCGAGCACUACGCAUUCCUGAGGUACGUUACUUCGGUAUAUUUUAUCAUACUUGUAUACUUUAUUCAUAAUAUUAUUAUUACUAUUAUUAUUAUUAGUAAGUAUUUUUUAAAUUUUUUUUUGGUCACGAAAACGGAAACAUAUGUUGUAAUAAUGCAAGAGUAUUUUGUACAUAGUGUAUGAUAGACGCACACAUACACACAAGCGCUCAGUUUUCCUCGAAUCAUUAUUAACGUUUUUCAGCUUGAGGAAAACUACGAUUAUAUGAAUAUAUAAUAUACUAAUACACCCCCGUAGGUUUUAAGUAGGUAAGUGGGAUACAGAGUAUUCGAAUGUUGUAGGUGGGUAGUUGGAAAAAUGAGGCACACAAAGUUGGUUUAUUCAUAUCCGUUAGCUACGAUAAAUCACUGUUAACGAAAAACGAUUCUGAGUGAAGUUCGGUUAUACAUGUUUUUAAAUGCCUUUAUAUUUAUGAUUUUCUGAGAAAAGCGAUCGGAAAGUAGGAAAAUUGAAAAUCUAUUGGUGGAUUCCUUAUAGGCCGCAAAUUUACAAGAAUUUUAUGAAAUGAUUUUCGAUAUUUGUCUACUUUUUUCUCCAGUUCCAAAAGCCAGAAUUUGACUUAAUAAUUUUAAUUCUGGAUAGGCAACACUAAUGGCGUUAACAGUAAUGUCGUACUGCAUAAAUAAAGACGACUCACAGACGCUUCCCAUAGAGAAUCAUUCCUGGAUGCAUUAAACGAAAAUUUACCGCAAAAUCUAUGAAAACCUACUUCGUUCCCUGCACCCUCCUCUCCACAACCUAACCUAACCGGGUGCAUAUUACUAUACUGCGAAGGAUUGUGACGGCUAAUAAAUUCAUAAAAUGUACCGAUAUACUCAGAUAAUAUACUUAAAAUAUAAUAUUUACAAUAUAUAUCUGUAAACAAAUGAGGGCAAAUGAUAAAUUUUAAAAAAAGUUAAUUUUUUAACAUAUUAUUAAUAUCGUAAUUUUGCGUAAAAAUAUGUCUAUUUUUUUUCCACGCAAUUUUUCUCACACGCACAUCUUAGUCGAGCAUAAUUUACAAAACCGUACCAUGCAUAUUGUAGGUACUACCCCAUAUGCCACAAUCCUGAACUUUACUUAUAAUUUUUUUAAGAACUUUAUGAAAAAAUUAGUAACUUUAUAAUACAGCCUAUGUCUGUCCGUCAGUAACCAUUUUAACAAUGCGCAAUAAUAUAGAGCCGCGUUUCUUAAAGUGUGUUCCGAGGAACUAAAGAGUUCCAUUGAACAAUCACAAAGGUUCCGCACACACCUUACGAAUUUCCCUAUGGCCUUAUGUCUUUUCAGCUAAUAAUAGUUAAACAAACUGAGGUUGAAUUAGAGUCGGGAUUCCGCGAAACACAAUUUAUUUUUUAAGGGUGCCAUGCCGUGGCUGUAAAAGAUUAGGGACGUUAGAGUUUAAGUCUGGAAGGUAUUUUUACAAUCGAUUCCGACUAUCGAAAUGCAACAAAACCGACUACUAUACGAAGCGCGAUUUUUAUAAAUUUCGUUUUUUUUUAUGGAUAAUAAACAUUUGAAUUCCAGAAAUUUUGAUUUUUGUUUUCCUGGGUUAAAAUUCGACAGCCAUCGCACGUAUUUUUGUUCGCACAAUUAUAAUUUAACAUUUUCAAUGACUUGACGCAACUUUACUGGAUAGUUAUACAUUAUAAUAUAGGUAGGUAAUAAUAAUAUUAUAUGAUCACGAAAAUGCGUUUGUCCAUAGUUUGCCGAUAAUAAAUAAUUUUAUAAUUAUUUUAUAACUACCUAGAGUAAAAUGCACCAGUUGCUCUCACCUGUCAUAAAAUAGGGGGAAUAAAUUUUCAAGCAAAUACAUAUAGUAAAAUAAUAAAUACGAUAAUUUCAAUGAUAGUAAUAAUUGGCAUAGGUAAAACAAAAAAAAAAAAAAACUGGAAUAAUGAAAAUAUUGUAGAAUAUGCGUAUUGUGUAUAGAGUCUAGUUAUUUACUAUUAUGUACCCAGUUAUCGGCUAACGACAAUCGUUACUUGUCAUAUAGGUAUACAAUUUUUCAUGUUACCUAAAUUUACCUGUUUUGGUAAAAAUUCCCCUUUUUGUAAUAUUUUACUGAUUUAUUUUAUACGGUAAAUACAACUGGUACAUUUAUUUAAGGGAAACUGGUAUAUUGGGUUGAGGUUACUUGUACAUUUAAUAAUGGCGAAAACCGAUCAAAAUAAUAAUCACAUUUUAAUGAAAUCCCAUUUUACUAAUUUUGGUAGUAUUUUCAUCGAUAUACUCAUCAUAAUUCGCAUAAACACGUUUUUCGUAAUAGAUAUGUUUUAAAUUAAAAAUUAUACUUAGUUCCAAUAUAAUUGAAAAUUAUUUAAACUUGUAAAUUUACUAGAUGUUCAGUCAUAUUACGAAUUAUUAAAACUAUUUACAAUAUUCUUUUAUGAAUUGAAUAUUUCUUUAUAUUUUUAAAUUUAGUAAAUUCAUCAAUAAUCUUUGUAAAACCUUAUAUCUUUUAAACUCCGAACUGUACUCCCUUUUAAUUGGUAUCAACGUUAAAUUAAUUAUGAAAACGUGGAGACGGCAUAGAUGCUAGUAAAUAUGUUUUCAUUCUUUUCGCCGUAGAAAAAACCUACCCGGCUUACUUGCUGUAUACACCACUGAGAUUAAAUAUUUACGGAGUUGACAAUAUAUUAUUAAAAUGUAAUCAAAAAACAUAUAUACACGCAUGAAUGAUUUUGAUUUUUAUUUGGGGAACCAAAAAUGUUCCUUUAUUAGAAACGAGGAAAGAAACAAUGUCUUUUCUUAAACCUUGGAAUUAGUUUGAUUUUAACACGAUGAACGUGAACUUAUUCCUUAUUUAAAAGGAACUUUCCAAACACUGAUCUAUAUGGUAAUAUUAUUCGUAGGCCGUUAUAAAAUUUGCAUUCCUUCAUUGUACACAUUGGUCUGCAGUGCACUUUUUGUCGUAUAAUACUGCGUGAUACAAUGUAAUUCAUUAUACGUAAAAAAAAUAUAAAUAAGCAAAUUAAAAAAACAAACUGACAUAAAUACUUUACGCGAUGGGUGGGCCACUGGUGUGGGUGAGAAAUUGGGGAGGUAGGAGGAAAUUUAAUGUAUAUCUGUACUCAAAUGUUAAUCAUUGUUUACAAAAAACGUGUCUGAGCGGAGUUCGGUUAUACAUGUUUUGAAAGGCCGUAAUACAUACGAUUUGAAAAUAGUGCGUUUCGUACAUUUUCCCGUUUUUCCUACGUUGUUUCCAGGUACUUCUCAUUUAUUACGAAAACUCCUAGGAAAAAUCAAAAAAAAAAAAUGACCUAGUUAAAGUACCACCCAAGUCAGAUUUCCUUUCAGUAAAAGUGCCACGCUUGUAAAUGAAAGCGAAAUUUAUCGCAUAGAAAAAUUGUUCACGGAUAAGAAACAAAAAAAAAAAAAAUAAACAACGUAUUGUAAAACCAAUACGUGCCUCACUGCUCCCAGAAUCUAAAAUAGGCGUGUAUACAAAUUAUAACGAUAUAAUAUACGUGAACCGUGUGGAUAAUACAAAUCGCGCGGUUUCUGAUCGUCUUCCGGUAGAAAUUAGAUAAUGUCGCAUAGUGUUACACGCGGCCGCCGUCGGCCCGUUUGCGAUUUCUAAUCGACAGACAUCAGUUAAUAGCCGAUGCCGUUUAAUUGCUGCCGAGUAUUUUACGCCGGGCAGACCGGUAGGCAGGCACACGUAAACAAAACUCGUAGUUUUACGCGAUUACGCGCGGUGGGUGGACCCGCGCUGACGAACACACACGCGCGCGCGCGGCAUAUAAUAAUUACUAUAUUAUUACGCGUGUGAACAAAUUGUAUACAUAUCAAAUAUGUAUUAAAAGCCGGACGAACCCCGCACGGUGGGCGGGGCCGGUGCAGCACGUGAAAUGUUCGAGAGGUGUCCAUGAUAUUGGGAAUAAUUAAUUUACUUAAAGCGCCGAUCGAAUUAUUGCAAUCGAAAAACGAUUCGCGCGCGGAGUAACAAAUAAUAUAGGUACUAUACCUGUAGUGUUGAUCGCGUGUUUUCCUCCCGGUUUCUCCAAUGUUGCCCUGCAGAAAUCAACGAAAACAAAACCGACUGCACGUCGACAACUGAUGUGUUGUAAAACUAGACAUUCUGUUUUCUAAUAAAACUGCAUGUAAAGUAUCCAUUUUUUUUUUUUUUUUGUUGUACGCCGUGGAGUAUUUUCAAUCAACCGAAAAAACGUUAUUCAAAGAAAACACACACACACACACACACGCACGAAUCUUAUUAAAACUAAUUGGUUCUCCGCUACAUUCUGCAGAAUCUAAAACCUGAGUUAGAACUGCGGAAAAUAUCACGUCAUUCGUCUACUGCAGACGGCAUUGGUACGAGUUUUCUCUUCCCCGUACGUACCGCACAAUAAUUUCGCAGACGUUUCCAAAUCGAUUACUGGCCGGACAAUUCCAUAUUUUAAAUCGUAUUUUAAUUGCAUUUUUUUUUUCACCUGCUUAUAUAAUUGUGAUCCCGAGGACGACCGCAUGUAUCGCCCACGACACGGACAAUUUUUAAUAUUUAUAUGUAGAAUGUAGAUAACUAGUAUAAAUAAAAGUAUUUUUCAGGUGUCUCGGACCAAUAAAUCAGUGCUGAUAAAUAUAAAUGUAUCGGUUUAAAUUCAAAGGGGAUGAUCAUCUUCGACGUAUUUUUACUUGAAUUCCUAUUUAUUAUAUUAUACCAAUUUACCAUCAUAUGUAUAUUUGACUUGACCAUUUCUUCUAAAAUUUAACUUAAUUCCCUGUUAUCAUGACAUUUCUAAAAAUUAUAAUUAAUAUAAUUUUAUUUCCCGAAGCAAAAUUUGGGUAAAUGUUAGUUUUGUUAUAAUCAUGUCAAAAAAAUUAACAACAUAUUUAAUCAACUCAAAAAUGUUAAUUUUGCUUUCGGAAAUGUUUACAUUAAUUAUUCCCAUACCGCUAUUACUUUUGCAAUUAUUUGUUCGAAAACUCAUUGAGAAAACCCCCUUCCCUCCAAAAAUAUACCUAUUAGGUGCCGUUUUUAAAAUGUAUAGACGAUAAGGUUUGUGAGGAAACUUCACUGGCGACAUUUUACAAUAAUUUAUUCUCGAAAUAUUUAUUCAACUCGUUUGCAUAUGUAUACAAAAAGCCGUAUAAAUUUGUACAAAUUACUACCAAAUGGAUAGUUAUUUUUGUUGAAUAUUCCAUAUUUUAAAACGUCGACGCGAUGGUUCAUCUCGUACAAUUUAUCGUUUGACUUUAAUAUUAUAUUAGUUCAUAACUGGCGUUUAAUUGGGAAAUUUGUUCGCUCAUUACGGGAGGGGGUUGAGAGAGAGAGAGAGAGAGAGAGAGAAUAUCGCUGAAAUGGAUUUUGAGGAAUGAAAACGGACCAGUCGCACGUCGUACCAGGCCGAGCAUGACGGCAAGGAUUUUCGCGAACGUAUGCCGUCCAACGUGCUCGCGUUACAGAAUAAUAAAUUAACCGUACACAAGAGAAUCAGAUACGACAUAAUAUUAUAAUAUGUGAAUUAUUAAGUCCAUGCAGUCUAUAUGCUGUAUAUUAUAAUAUGCAUAAUAUAGCGUAAUAAGCGAUCCAUAAUAUUUCGGGUAUCGCGAGCGAUCCAUAGACGUCCUUUGGGAAGGGGCGGAGCAAAACGGGAACAUAUUAUUAUGUCUCCCCGUGGAUUUUCCGUACUCCAACGUAUACCGUUGUAUUCUCCAAGUGGACCGAAAUAUGUGGUCGUGCUAAAAAUCUGCGUUUUUAUUUUCAUCUUGUUCUAUCUAUCGACAAAAAAGAAAAAAAAGUGAAAAAACCAUUCUGGCGGUACUCUACGUUGAAAACGUUUUUCUAUAGAUUCCCAAGAGUGGUUUUUUUCCUAAAUGUUUAAAAAAAAUUAAAAUUUUUUAACGUAGGUGAAGAGACGGAAAUCGAAUUUUUAAUUUUUGAUUUCUACAUGGGAUUUAAUUAAACUUAACAUUUUUUUUUAAUUACGAUUUAACAUUUCAUAUUCAGUAUUCAUUUAAAUUUAAUAUAUUAUCGUAUAUCGUCCAAGCUAUACCCAUCAACAACAUCAACGUGAUACGAAGUACCCAUGUCCCAUCUGGAUUUUUUUUUUUUUUUUUGUGCCAUUUUACAUGAGAGUGAAUAGUUUUCCCUCAAACAUCUGGAUUAUUUCAUUCUUUACGGACUAAUUAAAUGUACAUACGUGCGCUAUUGUUCUACCGUUUGAAAAAAAAUAAAUAAACGAACAAACAACUUUUGAUCACGUAACUGAUGUAAUCUGCGUACGCAUACUAGUUUUAUUUUGAUUAAAAACAAAUAAUUACGAAAAAAAAAAGGUUGCGAACGAUUUUUAAAUGACAGUACCUGAUAAUAAUAAUAAAAUAAUAAUAUACACGGAAUGUACCAAACACUCGUAACCCCUAGUUUUAUACUGAUUUUUUUUUUUUUUUUGUUUUCCAACGUUCAUUUACAGACGCAAUUAUAUUAUGUAACUGAUCGAUGUUUCAAGGCAAUAAUAAUAUUAUUUUAAAAAAUAUUAAAGGUAAAACGCUAUAAAAGUAAAUAGCUAUUAAAACUUUUGUGGGUUGAACUUUCAACACUAGAUCAAGCUUGGUCUACACGUUGAUAUUACUGCCGUGCAGUUGCUAUCACGAUAGUAUGCACGAGAUGGUCAAUUAUCACAAGAGAAAACGUAGUAUUGAAGGCAUGAUAGUGUAUAGAGUGAAUUUUGAUACGAUAACAAUAUGUGAAUUUAAAUCCAUAAACAUAUGUGAAUUUGGUGUUAUCAUGACAAUCAAAUAAAACGAUGUGUACUAAAUAUAUGUCCACACUACGAUGUAUAGUUUCUAUCAUUCUCGAGAUAGUUGUUAUCGUACUAUCGUACAUACACGAAUAGUGCAAUAAUGCGUGCUAGUAACUAUCACGAUAGUGAAUUUCACGGCUAUCACGAUAGCAGCAGUUUUGUGAACUGGACUUUAGUCUCGAUGAUAUUAUUAUAAAUUAAUAUAAUCAUUAACGUUCAUAAAUGAUUUUUAAUUCCGUAAAAAUUAUAAAUUUAAGUUACGAAAUAUUACGAUUUCUUCAAUAAAGAAUAUAACAGAUAAUAAUACGAAUAUACAGUGUGUCCCAGGAAAAUAACACGAUCUAAUAUAAUUUUUUUCGGAAUUGUUUUGUUUGAUGAUUAAAUAAGUAAGUAACUCUAUAAUGUUACAUUACCAUUAUUUGUGAACCGUUUACCUACUUUUGAUUUUUAGGUGACAACUCGAAUUAAAAACUAAUAAGCGGAGUUUAAAUAAUAAGUUCAAAUACAUAAAUCUGGUGUCGACAUUUUCUAUUUCCGUUAACCCGUUGACGAGAUAUUCCACGUGUUUGAACAGUGUUUCGCUACCCACUUCCUACCUGAAAAAAAGUAAAUACUUUCCAAGGUAUCCCAAUGAUCAUAAUGUAUAUUCUUGAUACACCCCUUGAAUCAGAAUAGUAUAUACCUAUAAUACAUUAUUGUACGUAUAUUGUAAUAUUAUUUUUAUUCGUGCGUGUUUUCUCUUCUAUAAUUAUUGUCCCGUUUAGCUUUUCGAAAAUCCGAAAACAAGAAUUGUAUAAUAGAGUUGACUGCAAUAUUAACGUCUAUACGAAAGCCACUUUAGUUUAUAUUAUUAAUAGUACGAUAUUUUAGAUGUUAACAUUUUACAUUGUCCGGAGUUUCGGACGACAACGACGUAUACAUUUUGCCCUAUAUUAUUCCUCCUACUCCCCGCUGUCGCCGACGUCGUCGUUCAUAACACACAGUAUUAUUAUUUUAACAGCUAGUGAAAAUAAUAUCGUAUUUUUUUGGUACGUGAAAACCAUUUUUUUUUUACCAGUUUCUAAAUAGGUACCUAUUAAAAAGAUUCUUUUGAAAACAGCACGUUUUAUAAUAAUAAUCAUCUUCACCCAUAUAUUUUUUAAAUUCGUCACGUCUGACAUAAUAUUACACUAUGUAUACAUAGUGUGUAUACAUAUGUGUGUGUGUGUGUAUAUAUAAUAUAUAUAUUACAAUGGACGUGUACGGAUGUAGGUUGUUCCUGUAUUAAUACUUACGCCUUCGAUCGAUUCGAACUUCCGGAAGAUUACGUGAUAUCCUCUCCCCUCGUGCGCGCGAGCGUAAUGUCUCGUAAAACUGGUUGACGCCUAUGCGAUUACGUCUUAUAGGUGGAAGUGUUACGUUUUGGACACGAUUUUAACUUAAAAACGUCAUUGCACCUAUUAUGCAAACACUUGCUACAUUGUACUAUGGGGAUUUUUUGCCGUUUUUUUAUUUUAUUUAAACGGAAUAGGGUUUUUUGAUGCGCAAAUUCCAAAAAAACAGUUCUAUACGUACUUUCACUACACUAAAUUCUUGAAACGACAACAUAUCAUCGGUGUUAAAAAAAUAAAUUUUUUUAUUCGAAUUAUUUUAUGAUUUAAUCAUCUUUGAUUAGCCAUGUAAAGGUCACCACAGGCCGAGAAGACAGGCGCACACACGCAUACGCACACACACACACACACACACGUGUUAUUCGAAAGUUUUAAAAUGUUAUCUAUAUUUUUAAAUUUGUGUAGAUUAUGACGUAGUUAGUAGUGCCAUACAGGUUUAAAUUCAAAAUUGUAUCGGGAACUGUCCGAGUUCAGCUACGCGUCGCACCGGGCGAAUUGAAAGUACGUGCCAAGUUAUUGUUUGGUGUAUUAAUUUGUAUUGUUGCGGCUCGAAAUAUAUUAUGAGUAUAUAUAUAGGAUGCAGAUUAUAAUGUGAGUUGCGUUUUUUUUUAAAUAUUUGUAAGUAAUGCUUUCCAAGCACAAAAUUUGUAUCAUACAUCAAAGAAUUAAAAUAUGAAAUUUUUAUUUUGCAUUUUUAGAAAUUUUGUUUAUUUUUAGAGCAUUUUUUUGACAUUUUAAGAGCGUUUUAUGUUUAUGAGGCAUUUUUUCUUCUUUUUACAAACUUCAUAGUUUUAUCAAAAAAUUUAGUAACAUUUAUUUUUAUUUCUUCCUAAAAAAAACUUCUUAUUUCUAUAUUUAAAAUUAAUUAUAGAUUUACCAAUUGUACUAGACAAAUACGAUGCCACCUGCAAUAUAGAAAAUUAUAAGAGCUAUUUAUCAAAUUGUAAUGUAGUUAUAUUGCAAUAUUGUCAUUGCCGUAUUUAAUAAAAGAAUAUAUUUUUUUCAAUGUUAAAAAUAAUAUUUAGGUAAUUUUUCAAACUUUCUUUUUAAAUAAGUGCAUUCAAUUUUAUUUUUUUAAGAUAUUUUUCUUGUUCAUUAGAAAAUGCUAAUCUGCACCCUAAUAAUUAAUAAUCAGAUAAUUGUUACACUUGUUUUUCAAAGUGUACACUUUCUAAGUCUACAAUAAUUAUGGUCACGGAUGUAAACAAUAUUGAUACAGAUGAUAUAUAGUACAAGUCCUUACACUUUUUAUACAAUUUAGAAUACUAAAAUGUGUACAAUAUUUUGAAUUUGAAUAGGGGUUCAAUUAUUUUUACUUACAACUGAAACAUUACUGACUACUAUUUCAGUGUUGCUAGUGAAUGGUACAUACUUUUCUAAAAAUGACGGUUCAUUGAUUCUCUAUAGGCCAGUGUAGUCUUCUACUAAAUAAUGUUUAUGAAUGACAAAGUUUCCAGGCUAAUAUUAAAACAAAAAAUUAUUUAAUUAUAUAUAAAAUACAAUAUAGAUGUAUUUACAUAGAAUUUGUUGGAUUAAUUUCUUAUUGGUUUUAUAUUUUUUGUUCUUCCUUUGGCAUCUUUAUUAUUAAUAUAAUUUGUUUUAUUUGUGUUUAUAUCUUUUUGUUUGCCGGUAACCCUAAUAAUAAAUAAUAAAUUAUCACAUAAUCUUAUUUAACUUUGUAUACAAAUAAAUAUUCUUUCCUUUUUGAUUAUUUUUUAGAAUCCCUUUAAUCAUUUUCAACUAAUAAACAAAUAGUAAAAUAAUCAAAGAACACAAUGAAGAGGUUACAGACUUACUUAUUUAAGUCUACAAUAUGUCCUCCUUGUCCAGAUAUCUUCAAUAUUGAUACAGAUGCUAUAUAGUAUAGGUCCUCAUAAUCUGCAUCCCAUUUAGAAUACUAAAAAACGUACAAUAUUUUUUAUUUGAAUAAACGUACAGAUAUUUGAACGUAAAAAUAGAGCCGUAAUUCGUUAUUAAUUGUACCGUUAUAAUUUUUACACUGUUCAUUGUUUAGUUAUCGUAUAUGUGUUGCUGUAAAUUUUUCUGCGUGUGUUUGUCAUUAUUAAUUAAUUAUUUACAUUUUGUUAACAGCAGUAUAGAACGAUUACUACAUUUUGAGUUACCAUUUAUUGAUUGAGUUAUUCUUUGUGUCAUUAGUUUCAAGUCCACACAUACACACACACUCGUCUCACAUUAGCACUCACAGGAAUUGCUUGGCGAAAAAAAUUAACAUCUUAGUGAAACUAUAAGCUUCUUAUCGCUCUACUCAGAAUCUAAAACAAUUGUAUAAAAUGAUUGUGAAUUUAAUAUUUAUUUAUUAGGUAUGUACAGCCCCGAAAAAUGUAUGGCAUAUUAAUUUCUCGGUAUUGUAGAGAAAGUGCCUAGGGUUUCCAAAUGACUUAAUCCGGGCCUGGUCGUCAUACGUCACGUAUAUGGAGACACGCGUACCUAAACCACCUACGGAGAUAAAUGGGUGUCUGCCCGUACAUUUCUCGCGCGUUUCGUUUUGAUUUUCCGACCACGAAGAAAACGUGUCGUGACAAAGUGUGAUUGAUCUAAACGAUUUACACGCGUUAUUUAUCGUAGGUACUACACCUUAUAUCCAAUGAAUAAAUCACGGAAAAAUCACCCGUAUAUAUAUAUAUAUUAUAUAUGGCGUUUUUUUAUUAUAAUGCCGAGAAGAAAACGAAACAUUCUGAAAUCGGAAGUGAUCUACGGCCUUGCGAUACACGUUCGGAAAAUGCGAGUACGCCGGAGACGAUGGUCGAUGAGCCGUCCCGUGCCAAAUUAAAAAUAAUAUAAAACCGAUACGGGACAUUAUACUGCGGGACAACGGCACGCGGAGGCGCUUUGACCUACAUCGCCACGCACAGGGGAAGCAAACUUCAAAUCAACUAUAGCGACAAUUCCGCGCGAUACCUCCCGCACCCGACUCUGUCGGCGAUUUGAAAUUGUUUCACCGUGACUUGUCCUCUUUAUCACCGCCCGGGACGACUAAUCAAAGUCUAAUCUAAUCCAUCAAAUCGUAUCUUAUCAUCGAGGGUUCGGCGAUUCGCACCGAUGGGCAACGGAAAAAUAGACGUAUAUAUAUAUAUAUAUAUAUUUAUACCCACAUCCCGCGCGAUCUCCAGUUUUAAAUUGUAAAGUACGCGGAUACGCAUUUGUGGACAAAUCAUUUUCCUCGUUAUUUAGAGAGUCGAUUUUCAAUUUUCAGUUUCGUGGACACUACCGAAAUUACGCAGAUGUCAUUUUCGAACAUGCCGUGAUAUAACCGCAUUACAUUCGUGUUUAUUUUAUUCACACGGAAUUUUUAAUCGAAAAAUCUAUUUCUUUUCAAAACAACCUAGACAAUUCGUCGACAAAUCGUAGAUAUCCGUAUACGAUAAAAACUUUAUGCCGUCUGUGUUUUAUAAUUAUUUAGUUUCGUUUUGUCGGUUCAAAACUAUACGGCAGUUAAUAUUACGCAUGCACUCGUAUGCCGAACCAUAAAUUAUAUAUUUUAAUCUCGCAGAGUACAUUUUCCUCAUACACUUAGGCACCAUUCGAAUUUUAGAUUAUGAGCGGCCCGACUAAUUAGUUUCGUACUAAAAUAAUUUUUUUCUCGCAAAAUACGUUUUCUACUAGUGAAAAUGUUCCAAAACAUUCAUAUAAAGUUGCAGGUACCUUAUCACCGACUUUCGUCCGGUGUUAUUCAUUUUAAGUUUGCACACCUUGUAUAUAUCCUUAAAACUUAAAAAAAUGAAAAACACAAAUGAAAAUAAUAUAAGUUCAUCGUUUUUAUCGAUUAUACAGAAUAUCAAAACCAAAAUCGAUAAAGUCUGAUUCAGCUCCUAACAUCAAAAUAAUCACUGUAUUCGUUUUCAUCGGUUUAUUAUACCACAAAAUCCUUUCAAUCGAUUUCAAUAAAUAUACUUUUGAACUUUCGAUUGAUAUUUAAUCGAAUAUGUUUUUCGUUUGAUUGGAGAUAAUAGACCCUCCCCAUUUCUCGAUAACGAAAACCAAAUCACACUACCGUACACGCUUGAUGUUAUUUGGAACCUCUAAAAGUCCACUAACCAUUGAAAUUCGUAAAUAGUGUACAGGGCUUAUUCGUCAUUUACCAUUUGGUGACCUAAAAUUGGUCCAGAAUCAUUUACGAAUGAUUCACAGUCUAUAUCGCUCAGGAAGAUAGUAAGAGUAAAAUAUCAAAGAGAUCAAUAAAUCGCGAAAAAUAUAUUAUAUUUAAGUCAGGUUAGCUUAUAUAUGUAUAUAUAACCACUGGUAGUGAGUCAUUAUUUUUUAUAUCCAAAGUAGUUUUCUUGAAAAUUAAGAAAAAUCAAAAAGAAGAAAAAUUAGAUUAUUUCAUAUUACAGAGCAACGAUUUCAUUUUUUAAAAAUAUUUAUUAUUAAAUUUUUCUACCAGAAAUCGUUGUCAAAAUUUUAAGAAUAGUACAUUUUCUGAAAGAAAAUUUUGUCUAGUUUGUAAAUAAGAAAAUCGUUGUUUGAUUUUUAGUGCAGUUUAUCUAAUAAUUACGAAAAACCAUGUAAAAGCAUAAGAAAUACGGCAAAGUGUAGUGCAACAUUUAGAUUUUUUGUCACUAAUCGGUUAAAAAGUAUUGCAGAGAUCUGCAGUUUUGACGAAUUGCUUAUAUAUUUUGGGCACCCAUUCCCAAUAUGGUAUCAGUUGUUUUUCUUAAUUGAUUUUAGGAAAUCCGUAAAUUUGUUGAGACUCAAAACACAUAAAUUUAUCCUUUAUCUAAACAAAUGUUCAUUAAUUAUUAUCUUCUAUCUUUAUAUAGAUAUAAUUCGUUUAGUUAUCUAAUCCGAACACUGUAUUGAUUGUCGGUCGGACAACCACCAACGACGACAACUACGAUCAAUGGUCUGUGGCAAAACAAGCUCACCCUCAAAUAAACCCUAGAAACAAUAUAUUAUAAUCUAUACUCAGUAUUCAUCCAUCAAUAUUGUCCAAUGUUCUCGAUACAUCCAGAUGUUUUAUCUUAUUUUAUAUCUGAGUGAAGCGAAGUUAAUUUUUUUAUUUUUAUAUUAUGUAUAUAAUUUCCAUUAAUCAAUGAAUUGUUACAUCAAUGUAACAACAUAAAAAUCUUAUUUCAAAAAAAACACGACAAGACAUUUUUUGAUGCAUUUCGGCUCUUGUUGGUAUUUUGGAAAAAUUAUUUUUUGAAAUUUUCAUUAAUAUUCGAGAUAAUAAGAAAAAAAAAGUUCUUUAGUUUAAAAAAGAUUAAAAGAUUAAUAAUACAAGGUCGUCAUUGGCGACCGUUUUUAUUUAUUUUUUCGUUAUUGUUUUAAUAUUUUUCAAACAAUCGUUGUCGUCGUGAAAACGCACAUUGCUGACAGAGCAAUGCAUUUGACCGGGCUCCGCUCAGAAUCGCCUUUCGUUAGUAUUGAUUACUCGUCACGCACAAAUGAUAUUCAAAUUAAAUUCCCCCGUUUAUCGUGCGUUCCCGAUUUCUCACCUACAACAGUAGUCCACCCGCGGCGCGAAAUAUAAAAAGACCGACGGUCUUUUUAUUAAAAUGUUAUUAGUAGUGAUCGACCAAUAUAGUGCCUAUAGUUAUUUACAUCCGUUGAACCGCCUCUAAAUCUCAAACAAAUCGUGAUGCGACCGUUUUGUCGCGUUUGUUUCGGUGCUGUUUAAAACGCGUAAUAAUUAUAAUAUUACAAUAACGUAUAAUACGCAGUGUUGUUAUUACGACGCGUCACCGUUUAUUAUUUAUACCGCCGUUCGCGGACGGACGUCAAUCUGUCUACUCCAUUUAGGGCGUUACCCCCGGUACUUACCGCUGUAUAUAUUAUUAUUACCGUUAUUAUUAUUAUCGUUAUUAUUAUUAUUAUUGUUCGCGGAUCACUUUCCCGGCUCUAUAACACACCAGAUAUUAUACCUACGCGGCGGCGGCGGCAGUGACAUCGUUCUGGUUUGACGCGAUAAUAUCCGACGGCCUCGUCCGUCCGUACAACACAACAACACCGCGCAUUGUCCGUCGGGCGCAGUAGAAACGCCGCGUAACGUACGCGCCUAUACAAAACGGGCACGUAAAGUGCGCGGGUUUUCCGACGGACGAGCCGAUAGGCUGUAAUCGUAUUGUUAUUUUUCCACGGGCGCGUUUCUAUAAACGCAAAAAAAAUAUGUAGGACACCGGCGACGGCGGCGGGACGCGUCUGGCGCGGAAUCCAACGUCCGGACGCGGGUUUUCGACAAAACGCAUUCGCGCGCUCGUCGAACUAUCCGAUACGGUAUAAUUGAUAUUUCCGCCGCGGACGGAUACGAAACCGACGUCGCAGCCCGCGCGGCCACGCGCGAUAGAGGUCGGGUUUCGGGCUCGGUUCACGCGACAGUCGCCCGGAGAGAUUCGUAUUUGUUUUCCGCGUCACCGUCUGUUCUGUUAUCGCGUUGUAUCGUUGUAUCCUGUACGGUGGAAAUUCCUACGCGCGCGUAUCGUAGUUAUACAGUGUAUACAUUUUUUUCAAAUCUCGUUUUCGCCCUCCACGUUUUUUUGCCCCUUGUCUUUUUCGUCUGCCGUAUACGCGGAGGACGCAACACGGAGGGUUCAGUCCGGUCCCUUCCGCCCCUCGCAUCGUCCGAUUUGUUUCAUCUUAGCUACCCGCGAGUGUGCUUAUCCAAUGUUAAAUUUAAUCGCGACAAAAUUCGUUUCUGUAUAACUUACUCCCAUAUCUUAGUUUCCCCAGUAUCCUACGCGUUACACUGCUUCCGGUCUGCUGAAAGCCGACUGCUCACCCGCUGCCUGUAUGCGCUCCUAAAGGAGUGCUCGGGGCCUGGGGCGGAGCCGUGUAAAAACUGAUUUACAGACAUUAUUACCUGUUUCCAUAUCUCAACUAACUUCACCCGCAUCCUACCUGUCAUACUGCCCACCCACCGACUAUAAUCCAGUGGCUCCCGAAACGCCCCGAGCAUAAAAAACUGACAGUUGGACAUUCUUUAUAUUUUCCCUUCUACUGCGAUUCUUCCAUUCUGAAUCUUCCUUACUCCUGUAUGCCACUUGACGAGCUUUGACUAGCAGCUCGUAGUCGUAUACUAUAGUAGCAGUCCCCGGGCGUUGCCCGUGCCAAUUUGUAUUAUUAUUAUUUUACCCGUAUUCGUUUUUGGUUUUGCCCAUGUCAAAAUUGAAUAAACUGUCCAGUGGUUUGGGCUGGGCGGCGAUGAUCAGUCAGUCAGUCAGAGCCAGUAAGUCAGUAAGGACAUAUUUUUUUUUUAUGUAUAUAAAUAUUAUAAAAUAAAAUUACUAUUUCUGACCGUCUGUCUAUACGUUUAGUUCUUCUAAACUUCGUAACGGAUUUUGAUUAGGAUCUUCCCUAAUGGAGGUCUCACACAGUUAUUUAUAUUUUUGGUACAUUUUUUUCAUCAAUUUAUUUCGCUUCAUUCUUUUUCUGUCAACAUUACUACUUAACCCAUUAUAUGUUAUUAUCCUGGGGGUUAAUUCUUGAACUCAUUCGAUAUGGAAGCGAAAAUUAAUAAUAUACCGUAUAAGAAGUCAUAUACUGUUUUUCUUAUCUGUUUAUGUCUAUUCAUGAACACCAUUCGAUAAUUUUGCUGUAGUGUACUACAAUAGUUGUAUAACCUUUUUUUUUUAACUCGUUAUCACACUGAUAAAAAUUGUUGUCAAUGAUAACAAAAAUGUAUCAUAGAAUAGUCAACUAUUGAAGUCUCUUUCCUAUGAGUAAUUUUGUAUAAUUUAUUUUGUCUUCGCAAUAGUGCAUAAUUGGUUUGGUUUUAAAUUUACCUUAUCUUUUGUAGUGGAUACAUUUUCCGAAAAUUUCGGAUAGCAAGUGUCAAGUCACUACUGAUCAAAUGAUCUAAUUAAAUGGUUUUUUUAAAACUCGGCUUCCAAUUAUUAAGUUUAUUUCUAUUUUCUAUGUUUAUUUUAAAAACGUAAAACAAUGAUGAGAAGAAACCGUUAACGUAUUAUAUGCUAUACUUGAUGCGAUGAUUAGCCUUCAUUAGGUUAAUUUGAGUUAUAUACAAUUAAAUUUUAUGAAAUAUUAAGCACUUUAUUUCGUCACUGUCGUAUACGAUUAUUCACUGGCGUGUGGUUAGAGCCACGUAUCAGAAGGCUCAUAACAUUUUACACGCUUUUCAGUCGUGUGAAAUUCAAGAAUAAGAAUUAUCAAAUCUCACUUGACUACUUCUAAUUCGCAAGUUGCGCAAUAACACUAAUUGCGUUUCCGAAAACAGUUGGAGAAGAUUAUUUUAGAUUUUGAGUUUAGUUUUGUUAAGAUGUGUUUUUGUUUUUUUUAUUCUUAGUAAUUUACACCCUAGAUCCUUUUUUCCCUCCGAAAAACACUUUUUUCCCUAUACCUACUGUUUUCAACACAAUUCAUGUAUAUUUAAAAACUAUUUAUAUAAUAUACAUUCUGCUAUUCGAUUUUCAGCAUAUUAUUUUAGUAUUAACUAUUAAAAUUAUAGUUUCUCUUUCUUUCAACCAUAUCUAAUCUAACCUAAUAUCCAUAAUAUUAUAUUCUAUAACCUCCGGGCAAUCACGUGCAACUCUCGAAAAAUACGAAUUUUAAUAUUUUUUGACAAUGCCUAUAUGCCCCAUAUUAUAUAUGAAGCAGUGUUAUCGUUUUAUGUGCGUCAUACGACGACUAAUGCCAAAAAGACACGCGAAAACCAUAUAAUUGUAUCGUCUGUCGUGCGAUAACGUGGGUACAUACACACGUUCAAAUUAUUGUUAUUCGGGGGUAUAAGCGUAGUAAUAUAAUAUUAUUAUUGCGAUGGUGAAGAUCGUGAACUUGGAGAUCGGUACGGAAAUCACCGGUUAUAUUAUCGUAUUCACAAUCGUUUCUUGUCGUAUGGGUAUCACAAAUUAUUUUAGAAUUUGAGUUUAGCCAGGAAUGCAUUGGUUUUAGUAUGAUUUGUUUUUUUUUUCUGACUGUAAACAACUUUUCUAAUUUUUUUUAGUUUUUAUAUAGUUUUAUGUGAAAAAAAUUUAUUUGACUUCACAUAAAUAUCUACGAUUUGUAUCCGUUUUCAAAACAAAUAUUUAUAUACAUAAACGUUUAAGCUCAAAUUUUUAUGAAAAUGGUAAAAUUUACGACACUUCAAGAUAUGUUUAAAACCGAACCAGACUUAGAUUCGUUUGCCAUUAACAAUGAUUUAUCAUUGCAUAAUACAAAUACAUAUGAAAUUACUCGAUGUAGCUCUGACACAAGGUGAGAAGUUAAGAAGGUAGAGGAGAAAUGUAUUGUAUAUCUGUACACAGCAAUUAAUCAUUUAUAAUGAAAAAUGAUUUUGCCGAAGUUCGGUUACAAAUUUUUUCAAAAGUUAUAAUAUUUAUGAUUUGAAAAUUGUACAUUUUGUACAUUUUCCUAUUUAUCCUAUGUUUUCUCAUUGCUUAUGAAUAUCCUUGGUAAAAUCAAAAAUACGGCCUCCUUAAAGUACUACCCUAGUCUCAGUCAAAUUUCUUUUCAGAAAAGGUGUUGCACCUUAAAAUAAUAGCGAAAAUAAACAUCUUUUUAAAACCAAUACAUUCCUCACUCAGCUCAGAAUUUAAAACAGUGUAUGGCAAUAUUAUUUACUCCAGAAAUUUCUUAAUAUGUGUAAAUUACAAAAUGUAAUUUCGUUUCUCAACAUGUCUUUGAGCUAAAACUCCAUCAUACUGGUAUCCGUAAGAAUGAGUAAUAUUUUUACUAAUUUCUAGAAGUUUAAAGAAACAAUUAAGAUAGGGAAAACGUGGACUUAAGAGAGUUUCUGAAAUAAGCGAUUUAAUUUUAUACUGUCUCGAAAUUUGAGUUUGAUCGUAAAAUAAUACGACAGCGGCCCGAUAUUAGACAGUGACAUUGAAAAGGUUUUACUCGGUUAUUGCGAAAUACACAUCACGUCUCCUAGGUGAGAGUUCUCAGUAUUUUAUACGAUAUAUUAUUAUUGCUGCGACAGGGCAUAAUUCGUUAAUUUUCCGCAUCGUCAAUAUUGUUCAACACAUUAUCGCGCGCACUAUACUAUAUUUAGUUUUGUUAUUUCUCUGAAAAUAUCACAUAAUUGGGUGACGCGGCUGUAUACUCCAAAAUUCGAUGAUAUAUAUACGUAUUUAGAUAUAAUUGUAUACAUCUACAAUUUUGCAAUUAGAAUUUAUAGAACCGAAACUGUAUUGGUAAAGAGAGUGUACGCUAUAAAAUACUGUUCUUUUUUUAAUAGAAAUAAAAAAAGAGAAUUUUACAUCAAUUCAUUUUACCAUACGCGAAAGUAGGUUAGCAAAAGGAUUUUUGGUUAGCAUCUUCGUCAAAUAUUGAUUGUACACCAGUAUUAUUUUUCAAAAUCGAAUCCAAUAUUUAAAUAUGAUGGCACAGGUAUCGUAUCAAAAAAUUAGGCAAUUCUGUUAAACGCAUUUUAUGUAAUACGAAAAUUACUAUAGGAAACACGAGCGAAUUGUUUUUCUUCUAAUUAUAAUCGAAUUAACCUGUACUUAACUAUUAUUGUGUAUAAGCUGGUCGAGAUAGUCUUUUGAAUGCUGUGGGAGUACUCAAGUCGACCCUUAUUGGUUUAAAAGAGGUAUUAAAUUAAAUUUACGAAUUAUAAUUAUAAGAUCACUCAGAUAAAUAUUACUUAGACCCAACGGUGGGCAUCAAUAAAUUAGUUAGUUAAAGUGUUCGAUAAAAAAAAAAACGAAUAGACUACACACAAUGGGUGUUCCACUGUUGUAGGUGAGAAAUUAAGAAGGCAGGAUAUAGAGAGAAAUUUAAUGUACAACUUAUAAUGUACUUUGUGUUAAAUUGUCAAUUGACUUUUUAGUCAUAUAAUUUUAAUAACAUAUUUACUAAAUAAAAAUACAUAAUAUAAAAACAUAAAAAUAUUAAAUAUUUAUAAAUAUCUCGAAAAUGACUCAAAGAUUUUGAAAAUUUUGCCUGGUUAACAAAAAGUAAAUAUAAGAUUUCUGUCCAUAUUUCAAGUCUCUAUAAACAUUUUUAAAUGAAUUACAAAAUAAAAAUUUAAAAUAAUAAAAGCAUUAUUUUCAUAAAUUUUCCCCAUUUUCCCUACGUUUUUUCCUAUUUUUUAAAUUAUUUUGAAAAAUGCCUGGAAAAUCAAAAAAAAAACCUUCUUAAAGUAUCAACCCAAGAAAAUUUUCAUUCAGAAAAGGCGCUAACUUGAAAAGGAGCAAUAUUUUUGGUAGAAUUUCUAUACACAGUAAGAAAAAAAAAAAAUACCUUAUAAACAUAAUUGUAAAACCAAUACAUUCCUCGUUUAACUCAGAAUCUAAAACUAUGUGAUAUUGUGGAGUAUAAAAAAAUCUUGUUUAUUUAUUCAUUUUGUAUGAAAUAAAUUUUUCUAGUUAAAUUGCAAUGAUUAUUACUAAAUAUCGUUUAGUUUGAGUACUAUUUGAAGUACAUAUUGCACUAAAUUAAAACAAUUAAUACAAAUCUUGAUACUAUUGAUCAGCGGUGCCGAAUUAAUUUUUUUAUGUGUGGCAAUAAACAUUAUGUAUAUGCGUAGUGUUAGGUGGCUACACAGUAUUAAGCCCAAGUCAUGGGAGAACUCUCACACCAAUAUUAUAUUAUUUAUUAUAAUGUUUACAUGUUUAUAUCAUUUAAUAUUUUAAUGCAUAAAUAGGUACUUUAAUUUUUUUAAUUAGCCUAGAAAUUAUUUAUACGAUCAUUAGAAACCGAUAUUGACAGUAUAAGAAUGGGAGAAUUUACGGAAAUAAUGCUUUUGUUAUUUUAAAUUUUGUUUUUUGUUGCGAUUCAGUUAAAUAUAUUCGUAAAUACUUGAAAUUUUGACAGAGAACUUAUAUUUACCUUUUCUAGAAGCAGUAAAAUUUUCUAAAAGUUUAAACCGUUUUUCAACUCUGUACGCAUAGAUAAAUAUUUUUGUGUACAUAAUUUGACGGUUUUCAAAAUAAAAUUGGAAUAAUCGAAAACAAUGAGACUUUUAUGUUACACUCAAUUUGUCUGUUUUUCCUACACGAUUUUUUUUCAGUUUUUCCCAAUUACUAUAAAAACUACAAAGCCAAUUAAAUAAUAACUUUCCCAAUACACUAACCAGGUCCCAAACGCUAAAAAAAAAAACUCUUUUGUGGUUUUUGAUUAGAGCAAGAUUUUUUGUAGAAAAGUUAUUUACAGACAAAACAAACAUCAUGGUAGAACCAAUACAUUCCUUGCUGCACUCAAAAUCUGAAAUAAAAAUCGUAUUUAUAUCUUUGACCAAUACGUCAUGAUAUUUGAAAUAAACGACAUCAUUUAGGUAAAUUGUAUUUUAAUAAGAUCAUAAUAGGUGCACUCACAUAAUUUAUUUGUAUUUUAGAUUCUGAACUAAACGAAACGCUGUUAAAAAGUGUGGUUUUUUCCUCAGAAAACACUUUUCGAUAAAUUAGAAAUGGUGGCAAUGUUUUAUCACGUAACAUAUUUUGUAUAUAAGAUAGAAUAUCUUUUAUUUUUUUUAAUUUUAAUAUUUCGUAUUAUAAGUAUGCUCUUUAGUUUUUUAAUCAGAAAAUUAUAUUUUACAUAAUAAAUUAAAACCACGUAGCAUAUCUUAUGGGGCAUUCGAUGAACCAAAUACUUACCGAAUCUAAUACAUUCGUUUUCGUAUGCAGGGAAACUCUGAAAUGCGUUGAAAUUUAAUUUAAAUUAAUAUUGAAACAAUUUAAUUUUUAACCUUAUAAACCGGCCACUUAAAAUAAAAUAUAAAUAUACAAAAUAAAAUAUCUUAUAACUUGAAAGUUUAAUAGGUAGCCAUUAGAAUCCUAGAAUCGAUUAUACAAAAUCUAAGUUUUUUUUCAACUUUUGUAUUUUGCAAAAUUUUUUGAAUAAAAUAUUCCAUGUCCUUUGCGGUGCUUUUGUAACGUUUUUUGACUAACCGAAAAAGUUUUCCUGAGAAUAGUAAUAAAAAAUAAACUCAGAAUCUAAAAAAAAAAUAUCUAAAUUGUAAUAAUGACUUUUGCCUUAUUAUUUUUAUAUAAUAAUAUAAUAUGCGAAUAACUGAACAAAAAAAAAAGUAAUCGAAUAUCCACACACCAUAUUGCACAUUUAUUAUAAUAAUGUGUCACAUUACAUUUUAUAUGCGUAAGUACUUCGGUGCAAACUCCCUUAAUGUGAGUGCGUUUUAGUGUUUCGAGGGUUGCACCUUGCGUUUAUAAAUGCAUCUGCAGUUCACUGAAUUUACGUAAAUGGAAUGAAAAUAAAUAAAUGUAAAUACGAGUAUAAAACUAAUGCAUUAUAUAGUCUACUAUUUACUAUUACAAAAAAUCGUAACCUAUAUGUGUAUUUUGUUAGCCUGAGUUUAUACUUAGAGAAUAUUAUUAUAUAAGGAUAUUUUUGUUUUAAAAUCUAUAGAUAUUUAUGAAAAAUUACAAACGGCUGAAAUAAUAUUUUACAGUUUAGAUUCUGAGUGAAGUUCAGCUUUACUAUGAAGUGUUUUUUAUUUGAGUGUGAAAACAACAUUCUUGUCAGAAAUAUUGCUCUAACCAAACUUUCUUAUAGAACUUUAAUCGAUUUGAUACAUAAAGGAAAAAUUUUUUUUAAUUUUUUUUAUUUUCCUCAUAGUUUAUUAAAUAAAUGAACAAAAACUGACAAAUUUUAAAUAAUCUUUGUUGAUUUCUAAAUUAACGUCAAAUUAGGGGAAAAUUACGACUUCAGAAUCGAUAAACAUAAAUUAAAUUAUUUUUAUUAUAUCCUCUCUUUUAACUCCCCCUUAGAUUUUUAUUUUUAAAAUAUGUCUAUUAUAUAGUUACAUAGACUCUUCGUAAUAUAUUAUUCCUAAAAUAUUCUGAAAAAAAAACGGUCCUUUAUGUCGUAUAACCUGUAGAUAUACGAGUUUUUAACCGUAUAUAUAUAUGAAACAUAAGCCAUUUUUGUACGUGUGUAACCUAAAUAUAAUAUAUCAGAUGCAGAAAACAUAAUAUGCUAAAAUCAAAACUUGCAUUACGUCAAGCACACGAGAUGCUCCCACGAGUUCAAAAAACUUUUGCAACUUUCCGAUGUUUUGGUUAUCCAUUUGUAUAGAAAUGACGUAUUAAAUAAACUUUAGCCGGAUGAACCGCAUAUACUUUUCGCGGUGUAGAUUUUCUAGUAAAAUUUAUAUUUUCUUCAAAACUGUAACGAAUGCGUGUGCACGUUUCACGUAUUAUAUGAAACAAUAUAAUGAUUUGAAUAAUUCAUAAUUAUUUGUCAGCGUUUCAGGUGUAACACUCGUUAAUUGAUUAAACACUGUGCGAGGUGGAUAAUGUACAGCAUCAAUUUUUCAUCUGUAUUUUGUUAAUUCUUAUAUUUCAGAAUUGCCUUAUUACUCGCUAAGUAUUCUCGAAUACUAAACAAUUUAGAUAGGUGCCAAUCACGUGAUUUGUCACAAAAUUUUACUUUAAAAUGACGGGUCACACCAAUCUUAGUAACGAUAAUAACAAUAUGUUCGUAUUGUCCCAACACAAUUUUCGUUCAAAGUAUAUCACGAUUUGAGUGAAAAAUAACUUCACCCGGUGCAUCUAUAGGGUAGAGUUUUCCAGAAAAACAUGUUUGUGCUAACUCAAUUUCGAAACACUCUGUAUAUACAUUGAAAUCCUGGUCACUUGUUGAAACCAAUUAGGAUAUUAGCAGAUUUCGGUGAAUACGAUUUGUUUGAAGUUUUCAAAAAAUGUACGAAUUAUACGAUAGUGUUAUAGACACGAUUGAACAUUUUAUUUUCAUAAUAAUAAAAGUCUUGCACAAUCUCGACGGUUUUAAUGAUAUUAUUAUUAUUGUUGCAGUUUUCUACUAUGUUAUCAUAACAGCGGGAUUUAAAAAUUUUAAAUUCGUUAUAAUAAUAAUAAUUAAUAAUAUUGUACAUGCGAAACCCACGUUUAUCUACUAUUGCACGCACGAAACAAAAAUAAUACUACCUACUAAAAGGAAAAGAAAAACCUCGGACUAAAAAAAAAAAACCGGGCAAAGUUAAAAAAAAAUUAAAUACAUUUUACCGCGCUGUGAGCGAUUUACGCGAACAAAGAACGUACUCGUAUUAUUAUGUACAAUAGGUAUUAUGCCCAAAGGUUUAAAAAGAAUAUGAAAACCGUAUUAACCUCUCUGCUCCCGCGGAAGUAUCAAGAAAACGUAUUUUGCGUAAAUAAAACGACUACGCAUUUUCUCGACAUGUUAUUAUUGUUGUUUAUUUUAUUUAUUUAUUUUUUUUUUUUUAAUUUAAAACUAUAUUACAUUUGAACGUGAUAUUACUUUAUAUAAUGUAUAACUGUUCCACCCAGCGCUUCCUAGGCCACAUUUUUAGUUGGAUCAAAUUUUUCAGUAUACAUAUUAAUAGUUUAAAAAUAUAUUAGUAUUUUGGUCCAAACGGAAGCCUCUCAUCGCAAAGGUUUUAGACUUUCUUGGGAACCAACUAAUUGAGUUAAAUUAAUUGGUGCUUGUUGGGAAGAUAUUUACUGACCUCCCUAGGUGUAUCCCAUUUUCUGAAACCAAUACAUUCCUUGCUUCACUCAGAAUCUAAAAUAUAUUGGUGUGAAUAAUAAUAAUAGUAAUAAUACCAAUGGUGUUUAAUAUUAAAUGUUUUCUUGCCGGCGAUAGGAACAUUAUAAUCCACGUCACCAAGGUAACAUAUAAAUCAACAAAUAAUAUUCAAUUUGUUUGUUCAAAAAAUGUCAAAAAUCUCAUGCUAGCCAUCUUUUAAGAAUGAAGUUUUCAAAAUCCUCCCUUAGUGAAUGUCUACGGUUUAAAAGGUACUAAUACUGUAAAAAUGUCAAGUUUCUGUCAGUAAGAAUAAAGAUACUUAUAUAUUAUAAUAUAGAAAUUAUAAUAUUAUACAGUGUUUUUUUUUUUUUUUUUUUUAUCAUAAACGAGAAAGGAUUUUAAGUGAAUUUGAUAUCUGUUUUUUUUUUUUUUUUUAUCAUUGUGAAAUAUUGUAAGAUUUAUUUUAAAAUCAUUUUUAAUUUUAUUCUCUUACUCUAUGUACAUUAAAUAAGUAUAUACAUUUGUUUUUUUAAGUAAAAACUCCUCUAUUUAAACACAGAUUCGAAUAGAGGAUAUUUUCCUAGAAAUGUUUAUACGUAUUUAUAUGUACAACACUUAUAUUAGAUUUACAUUUUAUAUUUAUUUUAAAGUUUAGAACGGAAGCAUAGGGAAAAGUAAUAAAUUGCAUACCUAUUUUCAAACAAUAAUUCUUCCAUAAAUCAUAAACUGUAAAUAUUAUGAUAUUAGUGUUUUAUAUAUAUUGUAUAUACCUAUACAAAUAUCUAGACAAAUAUUCUUUAUUUGAAUCUGCGAUUGAAAUGGAAGAUUGCUAUUUAAAAAUCUAUUAAAAUAAAAAUAUAAAAUACAAAUUGCUGGUUCAUGAUAAAUGAAUCACAUUGUAGUAUUCAAUCGAAAAGAAAGUGGUUGGAUUUUUAAUGACGCGCAACUGUACAAGGUCCAUCAUUGUGGAUUACGCAAUCUUCAAUGACUUGGACUUUAUAAUAUUGUCUUGGAAACAGCGGUGUUCUGGUAAAUUUGUUUGGGAGUACAAUUCGAGUAUGACUAUUCUCAUACCUUUCAUUAGGUAUCGUUAUCAUGGUUUACAUGCUGUAUAUAAGAAAAUUUCGAUUUAAACUAAACAAUAUUUACCAAAUCAAACGCUCAAAGUUGAAAAAAUGUACAAUUGUAAAUCAUAAGAAAAUUUUGAUUUAGUCAAUUUAUAAUUGAUAAAAUAAAUACAAUUUAUGUUACUUUUAUGGUUCUACGAAUGAGCAUUUGUAAUGAUGAUAUACAUUAUUAUUUUUAUUUAUUUUUUUUAACUAAUUUAGAGUAGGUAUUAGCAGCAUACCCACGAUUUGUCUCCAAAAUGUUGAAAGUUUAAUACUGCGUAUAUACUAUUGUGGUAUAUCCUAUGGGAACACCACUGCAGUUAUUAAUAGUAAUAACUUGUGCAAUUUUAAUUAACUUUUGAAAUUUAUGUUUCAACAGGGGCAGGGGAGAUCGGAUCAGGUUUUCCAAAUUGUUUUCAACUAUGUUGAAUUUAAAAAUUAGUUUUUACCAUUUUACAGCCACUUUAAUAAUAAAACUUUUCCACUUAUCUACUGCCCGACAUCCAUUUAAAGGGAAGAGAUACAGACGAAUAUAACGUUUUAGACCAAUGCGGUGGGAAAUAAGACAUAAAUUCCGAUGUUUUAUUUCAAUUUUUAAAGUUUGCUUGGGUUUUUGACAAAUUAUCUACGUUUCCUAGGAAGCUGAUUUUUAUUCUGAAAUUUAAUAUGCCAAAUAUACAUACAAAUUUAAUUCGGUGUUUUCACGUAAAUUUCCAAAAUAUUAUCAUCAUUUUGAAGGUUUUCAAAACUGAAAAUUAAAAAUCGCCUUCCUAGAAACUUAGAAAAUAUGUCAACAACCGUAUGAAUACUUUGUGAAUUCUAAAUCGGACAUCGGCAUGUAUAGCUGAUUUCCCACCGUUUAUCGGUAUUAAACGUACGGAAACUUGGUACUCUUCAAACCCCUAAAUAAAUAAUAAUAACAAUCAACGGUGUAUAAUAAUACCUUGGGGAAUUUUCAUUAAUUUUCGAAUCGAUGAUAUACCAUUCUUGAAAAAUGUAGUUCCAGACUUUCGAUUCUGGAAAAAGAUCGAAAACGGAGUUUUUUUUCCUAUGGACAAUAAUAUUCAAAUAAAUAUUAAAUACAUACCUAUGCUAAUUUUAUUUGAGUAUCUGAUCGCGAGGCUGUUAUUUUGAACAAAAUAUCUAUUCAUUUAAUUUCAAAACGUGUAUGCGUAAUAAAUAUACUAAAACGUAAUAAUAAUUUAAAUAAAACGAGAAUUUCGUUUCCAUAAAGUUCCGUUAAAAGAUUAAAUUAUAAUUUCUGUUUUUAGAAGUUUUCGUUUUUAAUAAACAUUUUCCAUCGCAUUUUCAAAGACUUUAAUUUCAGUUAAUAAUAACUUUUUUAUUAGUUUCUAUUUUUAUUUAUUCAAUGUACCCUUUUUGUUACAUACAUAUAAAUUUGUUUUUAAUAAUUUCGAGUUUAAACCAUUUUAUCAAUUUUCACUAAACGUAUCGUCACACAAAUUUGCAACUAUACAUAUUUUAAAAAAAUAAUUUGCGAAACUUAAAACUUUUAUAUUUUACCCACGUAUACGGCAGAGUAUAAAACAGACGCUAAAAUAAGUUUCCGAAAUUUAUUUUAUUUUUUUCACAGCCCAAACAAUUGUUUCAUUUUUCGUCCAAACAAAUUGACUUAUAAUAUUAUUUAAAAUAAUUAUUGUCAAAUAAUAUUUAAACAAAUAUACUUUUCAUAUUUUUGUGACUUUUGAGAAAUUGUCUAUGGUCGUGAUCGUGUUGUUCAUAAUUGUAUUACAUUAUUAUAUAGGUACAUUUUGAUUUUUCCACGAGCGGAAAAAAAUUCGGGGAAUGAGAAAGGUUUUUAAAUAUAUUCAUCAGGUUUGACCUUUGCAAUUUUUAUACUUACCUAAAUCGGUUUAUUAUUUACGAUUUAAAAACAAAUUAAAGGGUUAGGUUGAGGCACCGAACGCAGAAUUGGUCUAAUCCACUGAGUCGAAAUAAUGACCUAAUCGCACGUUUUUAUUCAGAAUUAUUUAAACUAUUAUAAUUCACAACCGGCGUAUUUUUAUUUUAAAAUUUGUUAUCGGUUGGCAGCACUACUAGUUUUGUUUCACAGAACAAUAUGUGUAUUUCAAAAAAUGCUACACUGUCCAAUGUAUAUUGGUGUGGAAUAAAUUAUGGCAACAUUAAAAAAUUUAAAUGGUUUUAUGGACCAGGUUGGACGAAAAUACAAAUUUUAUACCUUGCAGUCUUAUUUUACAAAUGUUUAAUUAGUAUGUAAUAAUGUUAUAUAAAAGUGCGGAUUUUACAAUUGUCUGAUGGUAAAAUAACUAAAAUAAAAUGAUAAAUGACUAAUGCAAUUUUCGUUAUUAAAUAUUAUUCACUAGUUUUGUCUACAAUUUCCAUAAAAAAAUAACUUUUACCAGCAAAAAACACAUGGUGAAAAAUCCAUCAACAUAAAAAAUAUAAUUUAUAUAAUGUACAUUCGUACGGUUUUACAAGUUUCAUAAACAAUAUAAAUAUUUAUAUAAUGCAAAUAUUAAAAAAUAAAUAUAAUGUAAUAUGAACGAUAAAAUAUAAUUACUAGGUUGGAUAUAAUUUAGUUCUACUAGAUAACUUUUAUCAUUUUGCUGUCAUAAUAAUUGAAAUGUAAAUAGAGGGACUCAUAUAAUGUUCUAAAAAACUAUACGACCAAAAUAAUAAAAACCAAAAAGUAGGAAUUGAGAAAAUAAAUUUCCACAAAAUAAAACAGUCAUAAUGUAAAAAUUCCAGAAAAUAUUUAAACAGAAAGCAAAAUUACAGAAAAUAUAAUAACUAGAAAGUAGUUUUAUAGAAAAUAAAAAAGGCCAGAAUAGGUUGUGUUAUCAAUUUUUUUUCUGCAUUUGAUGCAAUAUAAGUUUAAUAAGUGUUAAAAAUAUGUAUGAAAUAUGAUACAGAAUGAGAAAUAUGUAUAUGAUAUCUCUGAAAAACGACUUUCUGCGAUUAUUCUUAUUCUUUUAUUAUUUUUUUUCUGGAAUUUGUAUCACCUGGCUAUUUUAUUUUCCGGAUUCAUACUUUCUGUCGAUCCAUUCAUUUUCUGAGAAUUUGCCUUUUUUAAUCUACAGACUUUCUGGAAAAUAACUUUCUAGACCUUUUGAUUUUGGAAUUUUUCCUCGUUUAUUUAGCAAUACAAUAGUUAUUAAUAAUAAUAGUUUUCCUGUUAAACUAGGUUUUGAAAUAAUACAAUUUUAAAUUUUAACGGCGUGCACGUAUUAACUUAUUGACUCGUUGUUUUAUUAUUAUAGCAUAUGCUGAUGACUUUGGCCGCAUUGGACUAUAGUAUCUGACGUACAACAAUAAACGCAUAGCUGAUAUUUGAACCUGAAAUACGUGUCAGUAGCUGUAUUUCCUAUCUACCUGUCUAUCAAAUUAUAAUUUCAAGGACCAUGGCUGACAACAACAACGAGUUCGGGUGCCGGGACUGGAACGAACCGGCAUUGGGCGGAGUGAUCGACUUCUACGACGGGGCUACGGUGUUCAUCACCGGUGGCACGGGUUUCGUGGGCAAGGCAUUGGUCGAAAAGUUGCUACGAUCGUGCCCGGGCCUCAAGACGCUGUACUUGUUGAUCAGACCCAAACGCGGAAAGGACAUCCAGUGCCGGUACGAGGAGCUGCUGGAAAACCCGGUAAGCAUCGUUAUAGUUACAUAAUCUAUGUAAACACAAAAUAUGUAUUCUAAUUUUAUAAUAUAAUAAUGUAUAGUUAUGGAAUUUGAUGUUCUAAAAAACAACACGGAACGCUUAAAAAAAUGUACUUGAAAUUCCCAUUAAUACAAUUAAUACAUUACUUUUUCAAAUAAAAACACAAAUAACGAAAUGUAGUAAAAUUUUGAAUAUAAUGUUAUUAAGUACAUCAUAUAAAAAUAUGUUACGUUAUUAUACACUGACGUCUGUCAUGGUUCUUGUUGGCGAUACGGCAAAGUUGCGAAAUUGAGUAAAAGCAUACCGAUUUUUUUUUUUUUUUUUUAAUAAUCGUAAAAGUAAACUUAAUCAAGUACAACACGAUAGUAAAAACCUUUGUUUUUAUUUUUAUACCGAUUUCUUUGUCCUCGACCGUAAUAACCGCCUAAAUAAAAAAAAAGCGACUAGCUGGACUCUAUGGUACUUCGGCUAUACCGCAUCAAUUCGGCAUGUUAUCGUUUCGCUUACUGUGGAAAAUAUGACUAAUAAAUUAUUCACGCGAUACCGUUCGGUGUCCGACGACCUCGAAUCCGUCGAUGCAGUAGGUACGUGAACGGUCUACACAAAACUUUUGAAAUGCAUUCCGGUAGGUAAUGCCUGCACAUAUACUAUUAUGAUUAGUAUAAGUGCAAAUUCUCCUCGUCCCGUUCAAUAACCAACAAUAAUAUAUCGACGAAUAAAACCGAACAAUAACCAUAUUUCUUAACAAAAUAUUUCCCUAUAUUGCUGCAAUACUCAAUUUCUAACGAACGCCGCGCAAUAAGUUUUAACACCUCCGCCCCCCCGCUAUGAUAUUUGAGAUUUUUUUUUUAAGAAACAUACGUAAUAAUUUGUGUUUCUUAGAUCAAAUAGCAGCAUUUUCUUAAAAACACAAAGCCGAUACCAGAUUUUUGGUAUGUGCUAAAGACUUUUAGAUCUAGCGUAUUGCGUAUACCUAUUCUGAGGGGGGCGAAAAGUUUAUAGUUUCACAAAAAUAUGUUUAUUUUUUUUUUUCUGUGGAUAACUUUUCUACCAGAAAUCUUGAUCCGAAUUACAAGUUUCAAUUUUGAUUUUCCCAGGCGUUUUAGGAAAAACAGAAAAAUAGUUACAGUAUUAAACAAAUAUUAUCAAAGCAAAUAUAUUAUGCCUAUGUAAUUAUUUUACCAUAAUAUUUAUUGUUGACAAAAAAACACUACCAACUGAACUCCGCUCAGAAUCGUGUUUUGUUAGCAAUAUGAUUUAUCGUUGCUUAUACAUAUACAUUAAAUUUACCCGCUUCUAUCUUCCAAACUUCUUAACUACAACAGUAGCCCACUAAUGUGCGAAGUUGUCCGGCUUUUUUUUCAAUUCAUAUUUGAAAAUAUUCGGAUUUUUCACUUAAUGAUAUUUGAAUGGGAAGUUGUUUCAAAAUUUACAAUAUAUAUUUAUAAGAAUAACAUAUUUUUUUUUUUUUACUUUUAGACAUAUUUGGAUUAGGCUUACAAAUUAUUAGGUUUACAAAUGUAAUUGUUUAAUUAUUUUAAAAACAAUUAUUUCUUUGAAAAAAUUCAAUACUUUUCAAAAUAUCGAGGGUAUCGUUACCUAAAUGGAUUUAUAAUAUGGCCUCGGUGGUUUGUCUUUUUGGGCACUGUGACUGUAGUUGAUAUAAAACCAACGCAUCGUAUUAUCGAAAUUUAUUGUUAACUUUUUAAAUUGUAUAAAAUAACUUUUGUUUUUCUAAAAUUUUUAUCAAAUACUACCCACGAACAGUCUGCAUCUAUUAAGGUAAGAUUCGAUUAAUUUAAAAAAAGUGUUUUUCGAGGGGAAAAACCACAAAAAAAAAAAAAUGUGAUUAAGGGUAAAUUAUUGUCAAUAAAUAUUUCAAAUAAUAUACUGCUGGAAAGAAUGUUCGCAUCAUUUGAGGUACUGCGUAAAAUUAAAAAUUAAAAAACAAUCAUUUGUUUAGUCAAAAAGUGUUUAAAAAACGAAACCAUAAAAAGUAUUAAAAAAAUAUUUUUAAAAUACACAUCUUAGUAAAACGAAUAUAUUCUUCGCUACACACUCUAAAAUUUAAAUUAACUCUUGUUAUCCGUUAUCGGUUAUCAGGACCGUGAAAAUAUAAUGCCCUCAUUUGACGAUAUUUCUUCCAGGAUUUUUAUAUUAUUAUAUGUCCAAUGCUCAUAUAUCGUACAUUUGUUGUACUAGAAAAUUGUAAUUUAUAAAUUAAAGCCAUUAGAGUAGAUACUAAUAAACCCUUUUUAUACUAUUUUGGUAUCUUUAAAUAUUUGUCAAAUGCUUUUUUCAAAGUUUCUUGAAUUUUUAAACCCGUUUUCGUUAAUUUCAAGUGUUAAAAAUACCGAACACACAUAAUCAUAGCCGACCGAUAAUUAUUAUUAUGUUGUAUGUCAUAAUGCCAAUAAUCACGUUUAAUAUAUUAUUAAGCGCAAAUAUUAUAUCAAACAUAAAUGAUAAAUCGAAUGACGAUAAUAUAUUACUCGGCGAAAUAGCAGAACGAUGCGCAGUAUAAUGUAGUAAUUUGACAACCAAUAUAAAUCUAAAAUUUGAUUAAUCGGUUCCGUCCGGAUCACGUGUGUAGAUACACGUCCGGAAGAAAAUAUUAUUUUAAAAAACAAUACCACCGAAUAUCGAAAAUCGAAUAUUAUAAUAUUUGAUAUGAUUAAUCAUUUUAGAUUUAAAGUGAACGCGGAAUGUAUUAGUUUUACUACCUAUGAAUUUAUAGGCACAUCGGAGGAACCGGGAGGCUGCGUUCGAAAAUUACACAAAUGGAAAUUCGGGAUUUUGUUUUUUUACAUUUUAAAUUUCGAUUUAGGAUAAAAUUGUUAAAAACCACGGACGUAGUAAUUUAUAUUGUAUUAUAUAUUAUACAUGUAAAAUAAUUAUAAAAUAUAUAUACUUUUAUAAAAAACAAGUCGAGAAUUUUAAAUACUUAUAAAAGGUACUAGUAUAAAUCAUAAAAAUAAUACGCAUAAAGAAACUAAGUACAAAAUAUGUGCGGCAUACAGAGGGUAGAUUAUGAGUAAACCAAUCAGUAAACUCUCGUGGAAACAAAGAAAAACCUAUACAUUGCCUACUUAUGCCCUAUUGUCAUAAACGAAUGUGGUCCACGACGUAAGGUGACGAAAAUAAACUAUUGACUUUCGAAAGGAAAAUACUUAGAAAAAUAUAUUUGGGGGGUUAUGUUACGAGCGGAGAAAAAACGCAGACUUAAACAGAUUGUAUAAUGCGAGCACAAAGCAGUUCUAUUAAAACUAAAAAAAAAAAAAACCCUUAUCAGAUCAUAUUUACCAACAGUUAAACCUAAAACUGGACCAUUAUCAUAAUGGCAUUAUCAACAUAAUGAUAAUUAUAUUCUAUGCUGAAAUUUGUAUGCAUUUAUACUGUCAUUGAUUGUAUAAUACAUUUUGGCGAAUGUCAGUAAACUUAGAAAAUUACGAGAAAGACUAUUUUCAAUCAACUGAACACGAAGAUUUUCGUGUUUUUCCAAUAAAAGUUAUAAUACAAAUAGCCGAUGAACAGAGUGCUCAGAAUCGGGUUGUCUAGAUUAGGCGUAUACAACAAUAACGAUUGUUAUUACGGCCAAUUGAUUUAAUUUCUCAAAACUGAUAUUCAACUAUUAUUUCGUAUAAUUUACAUUUGUUUUUUUUUUUUCAAUUGGUAUGUGAUGUUAUUAUUUUUAAGAGAACUGCUUUUGGCCCGUAUAACACACGGAAUUCACGAGAUUUUCUGAUUUCAAAAAUGUUAGAGUUGACCGGUCAUAAUGAUACGGCGUGAGGAGGAGGGUGUUUCGAUUAUAAAGGCGUUCAUUAACGGUGCCAAUUGAAAACCUGCUCAAUGAGAAAACCGUGACAACGGUGGAUGGACCGAGUGAACUCGGUAUGACUUGUAGAGAUCGAGAUGUGGAGCGAGCAUUGACGGCGCGUGAAAUUCGGAGAUCUCUGAUGGGAGCUGCAAAGCAAAAAAAAAAAAAAACUAAAUAAAUACCAAUAAAAACAUUAACACUGUUUGCGUUAACCGAAUUCCGCGGCUCGGAAGCCGCAAUUUCUUUUGCGCCGUGUUCGGUCGGGUGGCGCGCAGAAUAAUCCACGCGGAAAUCAUAAACUAAAACACCCGACACACGCCUACGUCCCGGCGUUCCGACUACCCGCCCGCGCGACUGCGACGACGACGCGAUCUGCUUACCAAUAGCCCAUUAUGACGUAAUGCGGACGCUGUACAGGUACGAUUUGUCGAACGGUUAGCGGGCGGUUAGCGUAACGCUGACGUCCGAUAAAAUAUAACCGAUUUCCAUCGGAAACGCGCGCGCGUUGUCUUAGCGAAACAGCGUCGAGAUGAGAGGAAAAAAAAAAAAAAAAAAAAAUACUAAAGUGCGUGCGACGCGUCGGAACGGACGCGUUUCGUCGCGGCGCGGCAACGNGAUUUCCAUCGGAAACGCGCGCGCGUUGUCUUAGCGAAACAGCGUCGAGAUGAGAGGAAAAAAAAAAAAAAAAAAAAUUAAAAACGACCGUUUCGCGAGCCGACGACGCGCGCGACACCGGUGUCGGCGCGCCCGUAUUACCCAGCUACCCGCCAGCACCGCUCGUUACGAAAUACUGGCGUAUUAUUAAAUUCUGCCGGCGUGUUGGAAAAAAAAAAACAAAAAAAAAUACUAAAGUGCGUGCGACGCGUCGGAACGGACGCGUUUCGUCGCGGCGCGGCAACGGGAAAACAAUCACAACAAUAAUAACAAUAACGAUAAAAUAAAUAAAUACAAAAAAAAUAAAAAUAUUAAAUCGUUUCGUUUCCGGCCGGCCGCGAAACGGUGGCGGGGGCGUACACGACAAUGUGAAAUACCUAAAUAAUACGCGACACAACAUUACUACCGCCGAACCCGUGUAUAAUUAACGCGUACGUAUGCGAUUACUGUUAUGCGCGCGCACUCCGUUGUCGGACGUUUUCUCGAGCGGUCCCGUCGCCGGACAUCGUUACGGACGGCGGCCGGCGCCCGCCCGUCGCGCAAUCGGACGCGCACUGUCCGCGGCGUCGCGCCGUUACCGCCGUUUAACCGCCGCGAAUCGACGCGUCCGCGCGCCCGAGGGUUUUCAACAAAAACGGGUCGCAUCUAUCCGGGGCGGGUAGUCGAACGCGGUAACGGAACGCGAAUAAAUCGUCGGGCCCGCGGCAUCCGUUCUGCUGAUGCGGCGGACGCGACGCGGCGGUAUAACGCGGCGGCGGAUUCGGCGGGCGCUGCGGCCGUAGUAUUGCCGCGUGCCGGCGGUCCGCCGAACGCCAACAUGUUCGCUGUGCGUAGGACGGCGGAGGCGACCACGACGUGCGAUUAAAACCGGACGAAAAUGGCCGACUUUUAUACCAAUAAAACGACCCGUUCCGUGCCACUCGCCGCGUAUAACUAUAACGUUACUCCAAUAUUGCAUUGCCCAAUAAAUACGCUCAUAGCGGUAGUGUUCCUAAGCCGAUAAACGCGGAUAUGACCGCUAACCUCCUCCUCCUCCUCCUCCUCCUCCCAUUCACCCAUUCCCCCAUUCCCCCAUUCUCCCAUUCACGAAAUCAGUAGUAGUAGUACUUCUCCCAUAUACUUUGGUGUACAUUUUAGAUUUUUAUGUCAUAAUUUUUGAACAGUUUGUUUUUUUUAAAAAAAAAAAAAAAAAAAAACUGAUAUUAAUGAUACCCGACAACGGCAAUGUUCGGGAUUUAUCAAGCAACCGUGCCAGAUUUGAAGCUUUAACAGCGUUUGGCGAUCGACGAAAACGAAGUAAAAACCAUAGUUCUAUGUGUAUAACGUAUUGCAAUUGGCUCGAUUCACUAAGGAUAUAAUCAAAUAUGCCGGGGGGGUAUGAAGGACGAUGCCCUCGGCGAGUCACAUUAACAGUACGACAUACGCUCAAAUCUCCCAAUAUUUGAUGUCUGUAUUAUAGCGUUUCGCCACUGCGCGACAGACACACGCGGAAAUAGAAAGAAAACCGUACCGGUAAAACCGCAUCCGUAAUCUGUAAAUUAUCAGGUAUUAUAACGUCUACAACAGAUUUUGUGAUAUCGUCACGUGUUUUUAAAAUUUUUUGUUUUAGACAAUGUCAAUACAUGUCCCCCUUUCCCCCGCCCAACCCUAAUACACAAACAUAAUGCGCGUUCAGUGAAAGUCGGAGGUGAAUCAUCGUUUUAUUAUUUUUUUUUUUCUUUGUUUACCAUUCAAAUAUUUGUAAGUUCUUAACAAACACAAUGACCGCAAAAUGCGCCGUUUAUCGAACGUUUAAAAAAAAAAAACCUCAUCUGCAAUAUAAUCAUAAUAUUAUAAUUGAAAUAUUAUAACCCGGAUGAUGAUAUAAUCAGAUUAACAUAUAGCGUGUUAUUUUCGUUUUUCGAUUAGUUUUAAUCGUUUCCUGUUACUGAAAUUCAGUUUCCAUUAUGGGGACGGCAUAUCCGAACGUGUUACUGCCUCGGUCGAGGUCUGUAAUUUAAAUAACGGGGGACAUAACAAAAUUACGUUACGUAAAAUAUCAAAUUUAAAAUAGAAAUUUAAACACCGGAGAGAAAAAUUAUUUUCGAGGCCGGUUCCCGUUGCCGUUUUUCUAAAAUUUUAACAAACGAAUAAGUUACAGCCGCGUUAGUUUUUUUUUUUUUUUUAACAGUAGUAACUUUUUUAUAAUAUUUUAAAAUAUCAAAAAUAAAGACUGCCUUCGUAAAUAUUAUCUUCUGGGUUCUGACAAACCGAGUAAAUCAAUGAUGUGGGUUAGGCCGUUUAGUUACAUUUUUGUGAAACGCUUAUAAACAACAGUCAAUAAUUAUUGCAAUAUAAAUUUACCGUAAUUUUUUUAAAUGAUUUCAUUUAACGAAUUUCUACGAAGAUUCAAAUUCGGGUAGGCGGAUGUAGCGUUCUUUAUUAGCAACGGUACAAAAAUUGUCUGCAAAUAUUUAAAUCGAAUGAUGAAAAAUACAAAUAUGGUAAGUACAUAUUAUAAUAUUAAAAUCGAUGAGUAAAAUGCGUCCAGCCGCACAAGACGUUCAUCCCUUUGCUAUAAACCUUAAACCCUCCGAUUGCCUGGUCAUUAUACUAUACAUAAAAAAAAAAUAAAAAUGAAAAACUGAUCCACAACAAAUCAUUGUGAACGUACAAUAUACGAACUUAUCGGCUUUUCGGUUCAGUAAAUUCAAUAAGCAUAUAAAUAGAAUUUUUAUUAACAUUGUGUUUUAAUCUCGCAUCAACAAUAGUAUACACAUAUAGUGUCGGACUGCCUUCAAAAUCAUCAAUCGCCUCGAAAAAAUCGUGGCGAUAAAAAAAAACUCCAUUAUGUUAUUUUUCACAAGUACUUGUAAUAUAAAAACUAUGUUAAAUUAUCGUCAUCUCUUUCUCGGCUUUCCUGGCUCGUCUGGACCGGAGAUUAAAAAGAUUUAAUGAGUGAUUGGAUUUUUCAUCGUGCAUUACGGUAGAUAAACGACCGAGACGAAAAUAUAAUCAUAUAAUCAUAUCCUCCUGUUCUUUUAGUGGUGAAAUUAUAAUUUUGACAAAAAUAAUUCGAAUUGGUCGUCUUUUCUACGCAGGAAAUAAUUCACGAUAGUAACGCGGUUUCGAUCUGUAGAAUACUUUCUCCAAUCGUCAACGUUUUCUUGUAGGUUUCUGAAAUAGAAAAUGUAGCGGAUGAUGUAAUUAGGAGAUAAUACUUUGAAAAUAUAAACAAAAUCGAUUUUUUUUUUUUUUUUUUAUUAUUCGCUAAGAAAUAAUCGUAACAAGCCCUAACAUCAGCAUUUUUCUAAACAUGAUAUUACAGUUUUAUAAAGAUAUUUAAAAAAAAAAAAUUAGGUGUAAAAUUCGAACGGUAGAAAAGUCGCAUGUUCACACAAUAACACGUCGAACAAUCGAAUCGCAGUCGUUAUUAUCAUUUAUCGAACUGCUGUAAAUCAGGACUGUGAAAUUAUUAUUGUAUAACCCUAGAAAAAAAAACCCCUUCAUGAUAUUAACGCAGAUUGCAGACAGUAACAUUAACAACUGCACGUAUUCAAUUAUCGGUACCGGAGAUGAAAUGGAUUGUAUUGUGCAAAAUGUUCAAUAAAAAUGAUAAAAUAUUAUAUUAUAUUAGUUAUGCUCAAAGUUAAAUACGAUAUUUAAAAAAAUAAAAUAAUUGUAAAAAAAAAGGAUGUAAACGACGUUAAGUUUUUCGAUUUAUAUCUGUGAACGACGAUAAAUAAUUGGUAACCGAAAACGAUUCUGAGUGAAGUUUGGUUAUCACGGUUUGAAAAUAUGCCGUGAGACGAUUUUCGUCAAAAUAUGAUGUUAAAUCGCUUAUAAAAAUAUAAAUACUACUAACGAAUAAAAACUAAAAACUCGAAAAUAAUAAAUGUCUAUAAAUAACUAAACAAAUCAUUAAAAUGAUUUGAACAUUUGGUCACGUCUAGAAAAUGCUAAGUAAUAUAAGUAUUCUGUGAUAACUGCGUUAUAUUAUGCAUUAUAUUUUUAACCGAAUUAUAAAAAAAAAAAUUUUAAAUAAUGAAAUCGUAACACCGCGGCGUCGUAUACGUUUUUUUUUUUUUUCGUUUCCCAAUUGUCCCACUUCCAAUUAUUAUAAAAACCGAUUAAAAAAACCCAAUAUAAUAAAAGGAACAAAAAAGGUCUGUUGUAAUUUUUUUGAUUGGAGUAAGAUUACUUGUAGAAAUGUCGUUCACAGACAAAAAAAAUAAAUAUCUUGCACGUUAUAUUAAAAUCAAUACAUUCCUCUCAAAAUCCUUAAAACAAAUACGGUUUCAUAAUUCGAGGUUCGGGUUACAUAAUAAAAUUGUUUAUUGAAACAAUAUUUUAUCAAAAAAAUAUUAUUAGUAUACGCUAUAGCUACUAUCAAGACCCACCCACGAGCCAUAAAUACCGAAAUUGUCCGAAUGAAAAUUAAUCGAAAAUUAUCAUUGUGAGACCGAGAUGAAAUCGAAUAUUUUUAUAUUAAUUAUUAAGGGUGUUUUUUUUUUUCAAUUUGUAUAGAAAAAACGCUUAAAAAAAUUGUAAAAUACGAAAAUCAGUAGAAAUAUGAAAUUUCAUUGUGCGAACUUUAAUAAUAAUCGACAGUUUUUUGUCAUAAUUGGUUAUUUGAUAAAACGUCUAUAAACCGAUUAUCAUAUAAAAUGGCUGGAAAAAAUAUAUAGUAAUAUGACAGCGCAAACGAUACAAUACUAUACGUUGCACUAUUGUCAUCGCAGCUGCGCAAGUGAUCAAUAUUUCGAUGGCAGUCGAUUUUUUUUUUUUUUUUUUUUUUUUGUAACCUUCUGAUCCAUGCAAAGUGCUUUCCGGCUAAAAGAUAUAACUAUUGUAGAUACAUACCUAAUACUAUCACGAACAGUCUGUCACGUUACCGUUUCGUAUAACACGAAAAAAGUACGAUAAAAACCCACCACUUUUACGAUAUUGCCUAUACACCUACAUCGUAUAUGUACACAAAAACUCGAACGGGAUAUAAAACCAAACACACCUCUCGGCUUCAAUAUUCGAUAUUUUUAAAAUGUUUAUAUUUUUUUUUUUUUUUUUUUUUUCGGAGUUAAUUUAAAAAUAAUAAAAAAAAACUGCAGAGAUCCAUCACUAGAGUCGAAUUUUCCCCCGGCCGACUUGUCACCGUUGCAAUAUUUUUUUGAUUUCUUUUUUUUUAUAUAUAUAUAAUUGAUUUAGUAACAGUAUGGUUGUCAGCGUUUUAUUGUAUUUUAUUCUGUAGAGGUAAAUGACUCGGUAUUUCACGUGAUAACAUAUGAUUUGAGCAUAAAAAACGGUUGGGGUUUAAUAGUUAUGCGUGUACAAAAUUUUAACGCCCAAUUUAAUUUGUGGGUUCUGUAGGUGGAGGGGAGCUGAAAAUACUCUACUCCCUCGACUGUCUCCGAUGCGGACUGACCAUCCGCUCCGUCGGUGGCUGGGUGUCGAGAUGUGUCCAACUUUUGACGUUUAUUGAAAAAGUAGUCAGGGCGGUCUCCGGGGCCUCGGCGUCGACCCGUUCUCGGAGCUGAACGGAGACCCGGGUGUCGGCCGCGGUUUUGUGCCGCGGUCGGCGCCUCGCGGUUGGAGUCGGACGGGCUUACGCGUUUCGUCGGGCAGUGGUUGAAUAGCCCGGGGCUAUCCACCUGACGGCUACUGAACCCGCGAUAAGGCGGAAAGUUAAUUGGGAAGCGGUAGCCGGAAUCGCGCUUUUCGAUGUAUUGGCAUACGUCCGGGGCUUCCCCGAACCACCGCGCCUCCUGAAUAGUCUAGGGCUAAUGGAGGGCGCGUAGUUGUACCGUCGCUUUAUGCGCGGAUUAAAAAUUAUGACCAUCUGACUGCCAAUUUUUUAUAUAUAUAUAUAUAUUUUUUUUUUUGUUGUUGUUGAGGGGAGAGAGGUAGGGAUAUUUGUUACCGUCUUUAUUUGGUCUCGUAUGUGUUGUGUUUUGUAAUAAAGUAUGUAACACAUAUUUUUUCGACAGAAACACAAUAAAUUCAACGGUAUUAAAUUUUACGGUUUCGUAUAAUUGCCAUAAUUUAGUUUUCAGUUAUAUUUCUGUCGUGUGUCGCUCGAAAAUUCGGCACAAACACUUUAAUAACACGAUUUGAAGUUCGCUUAAAGGGGUGGGUAAUAUAAACUAAUAGGUCAACUAAUUUCAGAAGGAGGGGGGUCUAAAAUUUGUUUAACGCGGGUACUAUGUACUCGUGUUUUAUAUGUUCAAUAAACGUACACAACUGGAUCCCCUUUCACACCUCUCCCCACAACCAGUAUCAUCGUUGAGUGUGUAUAUACAAUUCAAGUAACAAUUUCAAAAAAAAAAAAAAAGUCACCAGUAAGCUCUCAAAUCUAUUACUGAUAUUGACCGGGAUAAAUGCAACAUGUUCAUUACCAAUAUGUGUAUAAUUUACUAAUAUAUUAUAUUAUUUUAUAAUACCGUAUUGUAUCGACCUUGUAGUUGACCACACUUUCCAUUCACACCGCCGCGGUUGUCGUCGCAGUUGACACGCUAUUUGAUUACACACCGAAAUGAAUACCAACCGGUGGUCUCGUGCAGUUCUUAUUUUUGGUCAUCGGGGUCUAAUUUUUAAAAAAAUUCCUAAAGCCUUGCACGGUUUUUCACAUCACAUCUUUGUUUCCAGAAUUAAUAAUACAAUAUUUUGCGAGUAAAAUCAUAAAAUUGGAAAACCAUAAUAUCUUUUGACGAUCGUACAGACUGGGUUCGAAAAUUCAAAAUGGAAUAGUGUAUAUAAGUGGAUAUUUAAUCACAUCUGUAAGAAGGGGUUUAAUAAGUUGUAUAAGUUUUCUCUAUAAUUUAUUAAAACCUAGAAAAAACGUAAAAAGAAACUGAAAAAUUUAAAUCGUUAAAAACUGUAUACGGUUUAUGUUUUUACCAAAAGUAGUUAAUAAUAAGUAGUUAACUAUUUUAAUCAAUUUAACGGCGUUCUUUCUAAAAACUAUUGGGUCCAGAUCUCUAAAGCUCUCCAGGUGGCCUCGGUCAUUAUUGGCGUGAAACGAAAGCAAAAAUAAAAAAAAAUAUACAACAUUGUUGAAACUUUAAUACUGCUCAUAUUAUUUAACAUUUGCAUAAACAGUAUAAUAAAAUGAAAUCGCCCCGCCGUAUAAUAAAUAAUCAAAAUAUUAGAAAGAUAAUUUAUAUGCCAAUUAAAAUCCAAUCAAAUAAGUAUGCAUACUUAAAUUCGUCCACUGCAAAAGCACUCAUUUCAUAUUCAUUAAAAACAAAAUAUCCUCUGGUGUUUGUUUAAAAAUACAUCAAAAUGUAUACAAUUUAUGUUUUGAUAACUAAAAAGAACCCACGUGCCGCAGAACUCCAUCACAUUGUAUUGAUUUGUCCCCGUAUAUUUUGUAUUAUGUGAUAUAUUCUUUUCAAAACAAUAAAUAACCGAAUACUAUAAUAAAUGCAAUAUUAUACUAUAUUAUCAGGUACUAAAACUACACUAGGUAUUUAAAAAAAAAAAAAACACUCUCCACAAUAUAAAUAUAAAUAAAUAUAUCAGUGUCUGUUAUACAUAUAUAUAUAUAUAUUAUAAAAAGUGUCUGGAAAGAAUGCGUCCGAUAAUUAUUAGACGAACAUGAACGACUUUGUUUUGGUCAUUUAUUGAUUUGAUUUAUUCAUUUAUUCGAGUAAAAAAAAUAUGAUAAUGAUAUUAUCGUCUUCUGAAAAUAAAUAAAUAUUGUAUUGCAAUGAUAAAUUGUAUACACAUAUACGAGCAUUCCCGUAUAUUACAUACAUUUCGAACUGUGUUUAAACAUUGGAUAGUGAUGCUGUAAAAUUUGACCAAGGUGCGCCGCUGCAUACAAUUAUUAUUUAUACAAUAAAAACGAUACUCGAUUGUUCGGUUAAAAGCUCAAUGAACAAUUUUAAUCUGAAACUAUUUAUAUCACGAAAUAAUCACCCGUCAAAAAAAAAAAAAAAAAAAUUACGGCAUUUGUUACAAUUUUUUUUCAUAUAUAUAUAUGUACUCAGGUUUUUCCCGUUUAUUUCGUAGUUGUUGACGUUCGAUUGUUCGUCGUUGUUCGUUCGUAUUGCCUACAGACUAUUUGUCGGGUGUACACUUGUAUGAUUGCAACAAGGAGAACGUUAUUUUACGCAUAGAGUCGGAGCUAAAUAAUUCAUAUUUCGAUUAACAUAUUUACGCGUAAGGCAGCGCAGUGUUUUGUCGCGUGGAAGGCAUAAAGUCCCACGCGUGACAUUCCGACACAGACGAGCAUUUGUAAAUAUGCAGAACGGUCGUGGAAUCGGCAAACCAGCAACUAAUAUUUGACCGUGAUAUCGUUUUAUUACCCGCUCGGCAAUAUUUUACUGAAAUGCAUACGAUUAUCGACUUAUUCGGUUGAAACGUCAUCGAUGUAUAAUAUAAAUUACGCACAAUAGUAUAUUUAUCAAACUAAUAUACGCGUUUUAUUCGAAUGCCCGGUGGUAAUUCCGUAUUUAAAAUUUACCGACAAUAAUAUUCAAACGCCCGGUUAGACUACGAAAUCUCAGAGCACGGCGUUUUAUGUAUGCAAUUCGUGUACAGUGAUGUGCACAAAGUUCGGUUUCUAAUAAUGCCGAAAUUCGUUACGACAGAAACUCAGACGUCUGUCUCGUUUUCAUAUAGAUUAAUUAAAAUUAUUAUUAGAAAACUAUAGUCAUAACACAAACCCUGUGUUCACCAGAUAUUCAUCAGCUUGUGGACUAUCCAUAAUAAAUGAAAACUAGAACGCGGACGUGUACUUUUGUCGAUUAUCGCCAUAAUCUGAACUACAAACUUGGCCAACUGGGCCUUAUUGGCCCAGGCUAAUUUCACCCCGCAUUAAAGUUAAGGCGUACGUAAUAUUAAAUGGACAUUUACAAAAUAUAUGUAAAUAUAUAAUUUAAGAAAAUAAGUAAAAAGUUCAUUAAAAUCAUGAAAAAAAAAUGCAUUGUUUCUGGUAUAACAACAAUAGCUUUUAUUUAACUGAGAAUAUUAUCAUAAGUUUCUUAAUAUUAUUAUAUUUGUUAUUAAAAAAUUAAUAGCAAUAAAAUAAAUGAAAUUAGAAUGUUCUUUUUACAAUGAGAAUAAUGAUAAAGUUUCAUAAGUAUGUAAAGAACAUUCAGUAAACAUAUCAUAAAUGAGUCCUGGAAAAUUACCUUUGUGUAUAGAUGAAAACAAACAAAAUUCAGUUUAAUAAAAAUGAUCAAAAAAAAAAAAAAAAAAUGAAAUCCCAGUUAAUACACUGUAUUGUAUGCUUGACACUUUAAUUCGUAGUAUUGAGAAAUGAUUAAUUAAAGAAAUUACUAGAAUUUUGACAGCAGAAACAAUGUUAAAAUUUUAUCCAAACAAAGAUAAACGUACGUAAUUUCUGGUAGAAAAUGUAUUAACAAUCAGAAAAAAAAAAAAAAGCACACAAUAUCCUAGUAAAAUACAACGCAUUCCUAACUGCGCUCGGUCUAAAAAACAGUUUUAAAUUAUAAUUGUCGUCGGAUUAUUUAUUACGUACCGUAAAAAUGCAAUAAAUACAUUUUAUGAAAUAUAGGUGUUAGAAAUGAUGGCGAAGUAAAAAAAAAAAAAAAACAAUCGAUAUACCCGUUACUAAAUAAUAUAUUUUAAUAUGAUUUAUAAUUGUACAAUGGUUUGGACAGCGAAUAUUAAUACGAGUAUGUAAUAUUAUUACUCGAUAAAAAAAAUAACAAUAAUACAAAAUAGGUAUAAUAAAAAAAAGUACCGUAAACAAGAGGAAAAAAAUAACGAACAAAAAGGUUUGUUCGGAUUAGCUCGUGAUUUUUGUUUAUUGUGCGUAUUGUGUUUAUAUUGUAAUUUGUUUGUUUAUUAUACAAUCAGAUGCGGAUCUCCGGUCACCGGUAACAAUACGGCGAAAAGAAAAUCUUUUUCUGAAUCGGAUUAUUAUUUAUUUUUUUUUUUUCAUUGAAUAUCUAUACGUUUUAUUGAAAACAAAUUCCCUCAUCGCACCCACCGAAUUGAUACCGGCAAAUAAAGAAAUCGCCCGAUAUUCAACUACUGCGUUGUCCGGGCAAGACACUUCAAAUAUCCGUAGACUGCAGGAUACAUUAACUUUCGGUAUUUAAAUACAAUACACAUUAUGAACGUAUACGAGUAUAAUAUUGCAAUUCAAGACACUGGAUAAAUAUUGGAUAAUAAUUACAAUUAGGAUAUAUUAGGAUAAAUUGUCCACGCACUCUGUAGUAGAUAUCUUAAAAGAUACGUUGGUUAUUUAUUUUUUCGGAAUCUCCAACAAUUCUCUUUGUUUUCGUAUAAUCGUUUUCAAUUUGUAUGUGUUUAUCGAAAAUCCAGGGAAGGGAUUGACCAAGAUUUUGCCUACCCAUCAACGGGCAUUUUACUUAAAAAUUAGUAUUUACAUUUUUUAUACAGUGAUUUCCGUAUUACAAGACAUUCAAUGCUUUCCAAAACCGAGAACUGAAUAUUAGAUACUAUUAAUAUAUAAUUGUAUCAAAGAUACCACGUAACCUUGUCUAGAUACAUAAUGCUAUCAAAUAUUAUCGAAAUGUUUCGUAUUUUAAUAAAAUAAAUGCUAUUGAAUUCAUUCAUCAUUGGCUCUAGACGAACACUGUUAUCGAUGAUUUUUGUUAUAACAAAUUAUUUCGGUUCACGUAAAACGACGUAGAAAAAGCCUUAAUAACAGCGGUUUUACAGUAGUUCAAUGGAAUAAUAUUUAUUUAUCAAUACAAAACAACAUAUUUCCGUGACCACCUAGUCGGCGUUUUUUGAAAUAUUUGUGUAUGUGUAUUUUAGAAGUAAUAUCAGUGAACAGCAUAGCACUGUCACUCGAAUCGAAUUACCCUCUUAUUUUGUAUGAUAAAAAUAUUCGUUGAAAAACAAUAAAUAACCGAAUGUUAUGUUAUUGAAAUACGACUCAAAAUAAGAAAUAAAUGUAAAAUUUAGCGUUAAAAUAGUAAAAAUGAGGUCUUAGUGUCGAAACCAGCCAAAGCUACUCCGAAUAUACAUAUUAAAAAAAAUUUCAUUUCCCUAGCUUUAUUUGGGAUGAUGUCUGUAGUUCGUGACACACAUUUUUCGAGCACGAUUGUUGAACAUAAUAUUAUUGUUCCUCAAUGAAAAAAAAAAUAAUAAUAUUAUAUAUAUAUAUGAUCAAAAUAAUAAUAUUGUAGUCUCUUCGCUCUUCGAUUAACCGACGUUUCCGUUGAAAUAAUUCCCUUCUAAUAUUACGGACAAACACAAUAUAUGUAUUUAUUAUAUUCGCAUGCAAGUCACUAUCAUUCCUCGUCCCCCCUAGUAUUUUUUAUUUUUUUUUUUUUUUGAACCGGAUAUGUUUGCAGUUAUUGCUUUUUCAAAUAACAAACACACGUCAGUCGUCGACUUCACGAAGAGUAGAAUAAUAAAUAAUUAUAUAUUAAACGUAUUUUUAUUUUAUUUUAUUUUUUUGUAAUUUUUACCUACUACGCAAACUAUAAUGAAAACCUUUUCUGUAAGUAUUAAUAACUGUGCAGCAGAAAGCAUAAUAAACGAUAAUUUUGACUAUAUAAACCGGAAAUCAAAAAACACGUUUUUUUACAUUGACGGAGUGGUGAACUUUUAAUAUAAAACAUAUAUUAAACAUGCGUAGUGACGGAUAACCCUCCCCAGAAACGAUGGCACCCCUUCACCACACGUCAAUGAGUGGUUAGCUUCACACGUGCUACUACAUCACUACUUUUUUUUUUUCCCCCAUCAAACUUAACGUGUGGCGUUUUUUAUUUUUCGCAGGUUUUCGACCGGUUAAGAUCGGAAAUGGACGCGGAUAAGGUGUUUGCCAAAAUUGUGUGUAUCAGCGGUGACGUGUCUGAUCCCGGCUUGGGCCUGAGCCCGGAGGACAAGCAAAGACUAAGUGAGGAGGUGACGGUCGUAUUUCACUCUGCGGCCACCGUAAAGUUCAACGAGACACUCCGCACUGCCGUUACGCUAAACACGCUGGGCACGAGGCGCGUCGUCGACCUUUGCCGGGGGAUGAUUAAACUCAAGGUAUUUACAUAUAAUUUAAUAAUAAUAGUAGGUAUGGGCGCGUGCGUCCGGUUUGGUUAUUGGUAAAUAUUAUAUUGACGAGCAAACAAAAUAAGUGUAAUGCUUCCUACACCUACAGGUUUAUUUAGCAAAAUCAAUAUAUUCCGUAGGAUUGGAUAGGCGAUACGAGGCCUCUCAAAACAAAAACUAUCUAUUUAUCACUGAUAGCGUCAAUGUAAGGGACACAUUCUCAAAGUUCUAUGUGUGAGGCAUAAUCCACACUGUUUGGUUGCGAAAACCUGAAAAAUUGUUCAGUUGAACAAAUUAAAUUGGACGCUUUCGAAAUGUAAUAGUACGUACUUCAGAAAAUUGCUGAAUAAUCACAUCGGUCCUGUAACGCUUACAAAUGGCCACAAUCGAAAUGUAUUCAAUCCGGAGAGGAGAUGAUCGCCGAAUUAAAGAUGUAAUCAUUCACUAUGUUUUCACAGGGGGGAUUUUUUAUUAUUAUUAUUAUUAUUUUCUAGUACAAAUAGACUGCCUGGGAAUCAGAAAAAAAUCCCUCUAUUAAACAAUAUAUUGAAUUUCGUGGUCUCAAACUUGAUGAAAUCAAUUUUGUUUUUAUUAAGUUAGGACCCGUGGGUAAUAUAUUGGAACCACGAAAAUACAUUUUUUUCGCUAAAACAUAAUAUUUUCUAUAAUACCUAUUUUUGCUGUAUAAUUAAAACGGUAAAUCCCGGUAUAUAACGUACUCUUAAUAAGGCGGUGGACGGAACGGGUCGGCCGACGGGUGGCGAUUUUCUUUUAAAUAUCAUUAAACUCGACGACGACGAUGAAUAACAUUAAAUUGCAUUCGAAAUAAUAUUUUGGAAAUUUACUGUUAUUGUGUAAAUCGACAUUACUUCUCCGUACAAAAACGCAAUAUGAUAUUUAUUUUAAGCACGCCCGUUGUUUUUAUUUAUUUUCCCGGCGAAUUCCCCACAGACGAAUUUGCGCGCGCGUGUUUCGCCAAAAUGUAAAAAAAAGGUAGGUUAAGUUAAUGGUAGGGAAAGUAGGGACUCGCUUCAAAAUUUCCUUUGCUGCAUGGAGGUUUUAUUCGUAUAUGGUAAUAUUUUGUUUGCGGCUUAUGAUUGGUUAUUACUUCGAAUCGGUCCGGGUUCCAAUAUUACGUAUUUGUACGAUUAUUUUCCGGUUGAUCAAAGGAGAGCCAAGCAAACACAAAAUAAUUUUCACGGCAUGUUACAAAUAAACUGAAACUGGCAGCACGUACUGUACACAAUCCUGUAUUUUUGGUAUAGCCUCAACGUAUAUUUCAAACGUUUUGUAUGAAACAGACGUAGGUAUAUUUCGGAAAAUAUUAUUCGAUUGAUUUUCUUCGAGGCAGUAAACUACGUAUAACGGGAAAAAGCUCUCAAAGAAAAGCAAUGUACGAAAUAUAUGCGAAUAAAAAUAUAUACUUAUUUAAACUAAAAACUAUUUAAUCAUUAGAAUUUUUGAUUUAUUAAAAAUUAUGUUUGAACUUAUAACGUCCAAUGUUGUGUAAAAUAAUACAUUUUCUGAAGUUCGAAUUAGUCAGUACCUGAAAUUAACAGGAGUGAAUUGUCAAUUAUUUUUACCCAUGAAUCUGUAUAAAGAAAAUAAAAUAUUGGCGAUGCUAAAACUAUAAACUAUAGUAAAACGUGAGAGGUUUCCAACCCUCCCCUCACCCAUUAUCAAUAAAAUCAUUGACCACAAUCGAGUUUGAUCACUAGUGGUUUUAAUAGGUAGUACAAUAGUUGGGUCCCAAUGAAUUUUAUGUGCUUUAAUUGUUGGUUAUCGAUUUUCGGUAGGUUAUAUGCUAGUUGGGUCUGAACGAUUAAAUGUAAUACAAAACAUUUUUCUUGUCGUUUUUACAGACUUAUUACAUUUAAAAACUAUUUUGCCAGUGAUUUUUCUGUAAUUUUAUUCUUAAUGCAGUUUUAUUUUUGAAAAAUACAAUUCUUUCGGUUUUUUGUCUUUCAUUUUAGUGCAGUUUUCUAUUUGGGUACUAUAUAAACUGGUGGAUAUUAAAAUUAGAAUGAAUAUUGUAUUUUAUUUUUCUAAACUUUCAAAAUAUUGUAAUUAUUAUUAAUAUUAUGGUAUCUAUCGACUAGUACUACCUGUGGGAACCCGGGACUAAGCUAUUGCACUACCUUUAUAAACCAGGGACCCAAAUGUAGUGCAGAUGUUUCGGAUGGUUGGGAAUUUUUAUCGUAGGAUCCAACUCGGUUGUGUCAAAAUCAUUAACUAAAUUUGUAUACACAUUUAACAAUAUCAACAAUUUGGCAUUUGCAGAAUACUUUUGUACAAUCCUCAAAAUAUAUAGCGAAAUUUAAACGUUACAGUAUUAUGAAAAUUCUGGGUGUAGGUACCUACUAAUUUUAAAACUACGAAUUUUUGGCCCUCAUUCUCCCAUUUGAAACCACGUCAAAUUAUUUUUACAGAGUAAAAGAGACAUUAUAAAUUUAGGAAAUUUUUUCCAACACAAAUAAAUUAAUAAUAAAUGAUUUUAAAGCAAGUUUAUUAUUUUUUUGUUUAGUACUUACACACAUAGUUAAUGGUUAUUUAUUAUCAUUAGGAUAUUAUACAGUCUAUAAAAGUGCAUAGUAAAUGUAUAUCUUAUUAAGAUACACGAAGAAGUUAAAAAAAGCAGUCAUUCAUUAGUGACACUAAACUGACAUUUUUUAAUAUGUUUAUAUAUUUUAAAAAUAUAAAAUAGUAUUUUUAAUUUAAUAUAUAAGUAGUUAGAGAAUAAAAUUAAUUUUCCAGAAUGUCAGGAUAUCGAUUUAUUUUUUGCAUACGGUGAGGUUUUUCAUGAGAAUGUGUUUGAAAACGAUUAUGAAAGCGUUUAUAGAAGAAGCGUGCUUCUUUCAUUCCUAAAUAUUUGCUCUGCGACGAUUUUCCAAUAAUCCACCAUUAAUUGUCUCUUACUUAAUUUCGUAACGACCUUGCUAAAAAAGAAAAUGAAUUAAUUUAAAUACUUUAUACCGACAACAAAAAGUGUAUGUAAAAUUAAAUAAUUGACGAUUGAUAUACUGAAUACCUAAACCUGCAGUUGAUAAGUUUUCUAAAUUACUACAGAAAGCGUACUUUUAUUUUUCAAUUAUUCGACUUUUCUUGUCGCCUAUUAAGAUCUAGUGGCCUAUUUAGUAUUUAGUAAGGAGGGAGACAUUAAAUUUAGAAAUUAUUUUAUAUUGUAUAUAACGUGUACCAAUGUAUUGAUUUUUAUUAAUUUGUAUAAUAAUUUUUUUUAAGUAAUUUACAUCAUCACUGCUCGAAUCGUAAAAAUAAAAUAAGAGAGACUUUAGAAAAUGAGCGUUUCUUGCAAUAAUUUAAUUCAAUAUAAUCCAUGAGGCGCUUCGCCUUGUACGAGUAUAUCCAUCUUAUAUCAAUUUUUAUCUUUUUUUAUCUUCUUUUAUCUUUAAUUUUUAUAUUUUUCUUUCUAUUUGUUAAAAAUGUACAAAAAAAAAACAUACCCUACUUUUAAUAACACUAUUGAAAACUAAAUUAUUGCUUACAUAUACAUUUAUUUUAUAUUCUAUUGCGAUAUAUUGAUAGAUUUACUAUAAAGUAUCGUUUUCUUUUUUUUCUGUCUGUCAACAACGUUCCUACCAAAAAUUUCACCCAGAUUAUUAACUUUAAGGAUAAUUAGUUUCUAAUAGAAUAUUCUAUUAAUCAAUCUAAUAGAAAUAUUAAUUUAAUCAAAAACUACUGAUAAAAACGUGUUUACUGAAUUUCGGAUCUAGAUACUCACGACAUAAAUAAUUUUUUAAUUUUUCAUAAUAAUCUGGAAAUUUACGGCGUUAUGAUUUCAUUAUUUUAAAUUUAUAUUCUUACCAGAAAUGUUUCAAAAUUUAACAGAAAGUUCAUUAUAAAUUGUACUUAGUAGUUGAAAAAAAUAUUUGAAUGUAAUGUAAUAUUUUUUUUUUUUAUAAGAGUUUUUCGAUAUCAAUGGCUUAUCGUUGCUUGCAGAUAUGAUUUAAAUAACUUUAUGUAUCCUACCUUUCCAACUUUCUACCUACAACAUAGGCACACCCGUCCACAGUAUCAGCCCUUUUAUUUUAUUUAUAAUUGUACCCACUCUCAAUCAUAUGGAAAAAUUGAGAAAACCAUCUGUAAUAUUUCAUUUUUUUUGUUUUAUUCCAGUAAAAAAUAAUUAUAGAUUCCAAAAUAGACCUGUUUAGCUUUUUCGAACCUCGGUACAAUUUUCAAAACAUUUUGUCAACUUUUCAGUUUUUUUUUUCAGAUGUUUGGAUUUUUCGAAUGUUUAAGGCCUUUAUUUGAUUUUGUAUUAUGAAUAAAUAAAACUAUAAUAUGUAUUAAUAUACUAUUGAAAAGAUCACUAUUUUUCGAGACUUCGGGUGCAAGGUCCGGAGAACGAGCACAGCCAGUCCAAAUAAAGGAUAUUUUGGAAAACUCGUUAGUGUUUAAUUACUUGUGCGUGUUUAAACAGUAACACGGUUUUACGAGGUUACCUGGCGUUCUGUAGUAGUUACCGGGGGUAUUUACACCUAUAUACUCAACUACGAGCAAUAGUAGAAGUGUAAACUGGAAUAAGAGCUGGGAUAAGGGAAUUGGUGUUUGAGCGCCGCGGCGCACGAGGGAGUAACAUUCCCCUGACCGUCCUGUCAGUAAAGCCAUUUAUGUAGUUCCAGUGUAAAAUUGUUGACGUUGAAACAUUAAGAACCGAGAAUCUUGACCUAGUUUUGUUUUCUUGCCAUAUACUUCCAAGAAAUAUCCUUGCAUAUACGACAGUAUUGAAUUGAGAUUUGAAAUUCGUAAUAUUACAGAACUACGUGCGUAGACGAUUGUACGAAACUAUGCGCGGCUCGUGAGUUAUAAAACAUUAAAGGACAAUCGGUUUUUCUCGCAUUCCAAUACUUAUAACCAAAAACACAAACACGUUUUUAAAAAGUGACAAUUUAUAAUGAAAUAUUUAGUAUUACCAACGAGAAAUAUACGAUCGCGUACAAUCGCAUGCGUGGUAUACUAGUAUACAACUUUUAUUUUUCUGCAAGUAAAUUAGCGACUCGUCUGAAAUAGGUAUUCUUCUAGUUUUAUAAAAAUAAAUUACUUUCUCGAGAAAGUAAAGCGGUUUUUGCGGUUUUCGUAAUAACCGGGAAAGUCUGAAAAAUGUAUCGAAUAGUUUUUCAUUAACUGAAUGGCUUAUCGUUGCGUACGGAUAUAAAUUAAAUUCCCCUCAAUACUCUACCCUCCCAACUUCUCGACAGUGGUCCCCCCCCGUUAUGUCCGUCUUUUUUUGCGAACAGCGCGAUUGCUUAUUUUAAAACACUCCGAGUGUCGCACGUCGUCUUAGCUUGUAUAAUAUUUUCUAUACUCACAAGUCAUGAAUUAGUACCUAAAUUUCAAUGAUAACGUCAAAUUAAAUGCUAAACACAGUGCGGGGACUUGAAACGAUAAAAACUUUUGAGAAUUUCCGAAAAUAAUUCAUUCAGGUGCCAAAAUACGGAACAGCUGGUUCGUAAAUGAAAUCCAUUUUUCAUUCUCGAUUUAACGAAAAUAUAGAAUCUAAAAUAAUAGCUAAUGGAAUAAAAACAGUUCAAUAACAAUUAACAGAAUUUCGUAGUGGACAUAUCGAAAUGUUAAAUUUUUAAAAUUUAAGCAAAAUAAUCAACUGGUCGAAGAGAGAUUUACGGACACUACUGCUAUAUUUGUAAUAUACAUUUUUAACGUAGGGUGCCCAAUCAGUAGUAUGAUAAAUUGUAUAAUACGCCAUUACUGUUGAGCAGUAAUUAUUUCAAUAAUAUCAAAAGAUAAACUUAAAAAGAUUUUUGGAUGUACGUACAGCAUUGCUGCUCUAUUAGUAAUAGAAAAUUACGUUCUUAGAUGUAGUUUAGGAGAUUUUUUAUAAACGGUAAGUGCCCGUUACUUUAAAGUAGCAAUAGGAGGAUAAGAAAAAGUUUUGAGAUAUUGUAAAGUGACAAUAAAAUUACGAGAUAUUCGUAAAUAUUAUAAAAAUAGUAAUUAAAAUGUAUUAUUUUUUUUUUUUGCACAAUGAAAACGCUCGGAACAAAAAAUUGUUUUAAAUAUACGUAACUAUAUUUUUAUAAAUUGUUUUGGUAAAUUGUAAUACCAUGUUGAUUUUUCGCCAUCUUUAUUCAAUUUUGAACCACUUUUUAUUUUUAUUUUAAAACCAAAUUCAUUUAGUUCACUUAGCUAUAACUCCAGUUCAAAAAAAAGUUAUGAAACUGAAAUUUCAUAUUUACACUAGUCAUCAUCUAUUGAAGAGAUCCUAAAAAAACUAAAUUGAAUUUUUGAAAAUGUUCAACAGCCUAUUUUUGCCACCUAAAUUUCAUUCUCAGAUCGCUGUGCAACGGCUUGAUGGAAAUCAAAAAUAUUAACAUAAAAUUAAUUUAAACUGUUGCUGCGACUAUUUAUGAAAUAUUUAGUAUAGAUUAUAAUUUGGAAAUUAAAAGUAGGUAUUCGUUUUAUCACCAAAAAUAAGAGUGACAAAAAAUAAUGUAAAUAUACAAUUUUAGAGCUGCUUUUUCUUAAAUUAUUAUCAACAAAAAACUUGAAUUCCAAAUUUCGAGUAUAAUGAAUUACUACCAAUAAAUAUUGAAGAUUUGUAAGCUAAACAAAAAAUAGUUAUUCGGUGUAACUAUAUAUAAAUAAUAUAUAGUAUAAAAUAUAUAACUAAUGUAACUACAAACUCCAUCAAGUUAAUUAUUUUCAUUGGCGUGCCAUUUUAACUUUGAAAUACUUAAUUAUUUUUACAGGCUAUGAUUCACGUGUCAACGGCAUACUCUAACGCCGAUAAGCCAACCAUUCAAGAGUCUGUAUACAAACCACCCGGCGAUCCAGAAUUUGUGAUCAACUGCUGCCAGAAGAUGUCGGAAGACGACCUGCAGGUGAUGGGCAAAAGGAUGCAAGGCCGACACCCGAACACUUACACUAUGACCAAAGCCAUGGCCGAAUGGGUAGUCGCCGAACAAGCCGACGACAUACCUGCGGCUAUAGUGCGGCCCAGCAUAGGUAAUGUUAAGUCUAAAUUCUGAGAGUAGCCAGGAAUUUAUUGGUUUUACUAUUAUAUGCGCGCUUUUUCUUUUUCUAUUUUUCUUAUUUUUGUCUGUGAAAAAAUAUUGUACCAAAAACGAUGCUCCGAUCUUCAAGUGUAGCACUGUUUCUGAAAGAAAAUUUUAUCUGGGUGAUAAAUUAAACAGGUAAUCUUUGAUUUUUCUAGUGAUCUUCAUAAUAAUUAGGAAUUACCCGAAAAAGUAGGAAAAUUUACAAAAUGUAUUAUUUUCAAUUUUGUUUUGUGAUUUAGUUUAAAAUAUUCGUAGAGACUUGAAAUAUAAACAGAACAUUAAUAUUUACCUUUUAUAGACGUGUUCAAAAUAUUUUAUCCAUUUUUGAACUACUUAUAGACAUUUGAAUUUUGCAAGUUUUCUACGUGAUUUGUGAUUUUUAUUUGGCACGUAUUCUGUAGACAUAAUUAUUUGAUCAAACAGAAAUGCUUGAAAAUUUAAUAGGAGGUUCAUUGUAAGUCGUACUUUGUGGUAAAAAAAAAAUAAAAAUAAUCGAAUGUAGAAUUUUUUUUUUUUUUAUGCAAUUUUAAUAUCAAAUGUUGACGAAAAUCGUAAAUAUUAUGUUUUUUUUAAUUAUGUAUAACCAAACUCCGCUUAGAAUCGUUUUUCGUUAGCCAUGUUCAUGUUUAACUGUUGCGUACAAAUAUGCGUUAAAUUCUCCUCUAUAUCCUACCUUCUGUCUUUUAAAUUCUGAGUGUAGCGAUGAAUGUAUUGGUUUUACAAAGUUUGUUUUUUUUUUCUAUGUGAAUACUUUUUCUACCAGAAAGCUUACUCCAAUGUACAAAAUGUACACCCUUUUCUGAAAGGAAAUUUUCUUUGGGUUGGUACUUUAGGAAAGUCAUUUUUCGAUUUUCUCAGAGUUUUCUCAUCAAAUGUGAAAAACAGAAGAAAAACGGGAAAAUUCACGUAAUGAAAAAAAACGCAAUGGUUUAUCGUUGCUUACAGAUAUAUAUCAUAAUUCCCUCCUAUACCUUACCUUCUAAAUUCCCCGCCUACAACAGUAGAUGUACCCGUCUCCAUUAUCCUAGGACAGCUUUUUUUUAAUUUUAUUACAUUAUAAAUUCUUUUCAAUUUUUUUUUCUUAACAUUGUUUAUUUUAUAAUAUCGCAUUGUUCAAUUAUAAGAUCGCUAAAACUAAUUGAACAAAGGUAUUUUUUAGAAUAUUAAAAGGAGUAAAAAUUAUGUACACUAAUAUUAUUAACUAUACGAAAGCGUAUAGAAGCAUAAUAAGACUGUGCAAAAACAAUUUGAACAAAGGAAAAUAGUUAUUUAUUAAUAUUUUGUUUAUGACAAGUAUUAUAAUAUUAUGAGAUGGGGGAUUCACUGUAUUCUCUAAGCAUUAAUACGUCUGGCCUUUUUAUUAUUUUUUUGUUGUACAACUUGAUCGUGCGAUACAUACUGUUAUUUUUAUUCGGCGAACAGCGUUUAUUAUUCGAAUAAGUUGUUUCUCUUACAUACAAAACACGCGAUGCAAUUAAUGUACACAUUUAAUUGGAGAAAACACUGCCUUCGUUAUUUUCAUAUAAAAAAAAAAAAAAUUCACUACUACGGCGAUACAGAAAAUGAAUAUUUCACGAGGUUAAGUCCGUCAUUGUUAAGUCACGAUAAAAUUUACUACGACAUAAUAUAGUUCAAGUGUCUAUAUGCGAUCUCUAUGGAUUGACAACAUUAACCCUAUUUAUUUAAAAUAUUUACCAGGAAAUAUUGCAAUUUAACCGAAUCGUGUUCCUACAUAUAUAUAAUUGCUGGUUUAGGAUUUUUUCUUUUGGCAUAACCUAGUUCAAACAAAUUUAUAAUAAUAAUAAUUUUAAAAAAGUUGAACGCGUUAUAAUUAAUAAUUUAUUUCGUCCGUAAUUUUUGUUUUUGUCGUCUACGAGCAAAAACUCUCGGAGAAAAAAAAGUAGAUUUACCAGUGUUAUUCACGAUAUUCCUAUUAUGCGCAACACACGGAUGCAUGGCGUACAAAAACGGAUACGAAAAGUUUAAUUGAGAUCAAAACAAUUCUCUAGUACUCUAGUUUGUUCGUAAAAAAAAAAAAAAAAAACAGGAAGUAUGAAAUUGAAUUAUUAGCGAGACUUUAAUCAACUCAACGAUCACGACGGGAACGAAACGAAGGUAUUUUUUUUCCACGUUAGCCCAGUUGAUAAACAGUUGAUUGCACACGAGCACGCAUUUUAUAAAUGUUAAUUUUAAAUGUCCUACACAAUAAUGUUUAAAAAGCCGAAUCCGCGGUCAGCAGCAUGAGUACUGCGAUGCUUUUGAGAGUGAAACAUUCUCAAUAUUAUAUAUAUCUAAUGUAAAAUGAUGCCGUUUCGUUUCUUUUGCACGAUUUUCUGGAAAAAAUCUCACAGCCACGAUUGUCUUUAAUAGGUUUUGGAUUUUGAUCAUAUCGAGAAAUUGAUGUUAGUUUUCGCUUAUUUUGAUCGAAAAUUUCAUAGGAGCUUUCUAAUGGAGUGUUGAUGCAUAAAAAGGGAAAGGUGGUUAUAUUUUUAAACUGCCUGUAAUUUUUCUAAUAACGGUGGGAAAAUGGAAUAGAUAUAUAUUCAUUACCGAGAUUUUUGUUAACAUUUUUCGGAAUUUGUUAUAGUAUUAAGUAAGAUAAUAUGAUCUUAAACCAAGAAAAUGUCACGGAAUACAUAUUGUAGGUAAAUGUUACAAUGUUUUAGCGUAAUUCUCUAGAUGUGUGAUACCUAGUUUUCAAAUGUUUUGGUUAUUCUAUUUAAUAUAAACUAAAUUUGAAAUGUUUAAAGUGUUUGUUAUUGCUGGUUAUAUUUCAUUAAUUUUUUCACCAUCUUGUUCGUUCCAACUAUUCGGGGUCGUCCCGCCCCCCCCCUCGAUCUAAACUUCCACUUGACCCGAUCUCCUUCUUCGCGUAUACCGGCUGUUCUCAUAUCAUUCUCAACCGCAUUUACCUCCUUACACGUUACGUUUCAUACCUGUUUAUUUUUAAUAUUUUUAUGUGCGCUUGCAGUGACCGCCGCAUGGAAGGAACCGUUUGUAGGAUGGGUGGACAACAUGAGCGGAAUUACGGGCAUAAUGAUGGAAAUCGGACGAGGUACGAUAAGAAGCAUCGUGUGCGACCAAAAGCUCCGCGUGGACAUCAUACCGGUGGACAUUCUCGUCAACACGCUAAUAACGUCCGCUUGGCACACGGCCACACACAGGUAAAAUAGAAGAAAAUAUGAAAAUCUACAGAAACAUCUAUUUAUCAUGAACCAACGAGUUUCUUGGGAGAGUGAGUGAGCGAGUUUGAUUUUUGUUUUUUCGAUCAUUAAUAUGGAAUCUUUUAAGCUACAUUUGAACAUUGGAUUACAUUUUUACCGUUGUACGUUGUACCUGAAUUUUUAAAGACUUUUGAUUUUUGAAAUAACGAAUCCUCUUUUAAACAUAGAUUUAAGUAGAAAAUAUAUGUCUACACAUUUUGACAAUACGUAACAUUAGUAUCGAAUUUAUAGGUUAUAAAUUAUAACUACAGUUAAAAAUAUAGCCUGGAGAUGUAGGGAACGAUAGUUUACUAUCAAAAAUGAAUUACUUAUCCAAAAAAGUUAAAGUUAAAUUUAUUACCAUUCGCUUCACUCUUCCGGUCAAAAUUGUAAACUAAUAUAAUCCAUAACAUUAAAUCCGAUAUAAAUGUUGAGCACAUCGCCCAUGUUUUUAGUCACGCGUUUCCUAUGCAAAUUUGUGUGUAAAAGAAAGUCGCCAUAUGAAAAUCAAAAGGGUAUACAAAUUUAAGGUAGGUGUAAUGAGUGUGGGGUUGAAAAUUGAAAAUAAUAUUAAAACAAAGCACAAUGACUGAAAAAAAUUAAAUUCACUGAAAAUUCUCCGAGAAAAUCCACAGUUCGUGAUAAAUAAUUGGUCACUAUCACUCUGUAUGAUAUAGAAUUACCUAGUGAUACAUACUAGGUUCACAGACAAAUAUUAUAUUGUUGCAAAAUAGAACUUUCGAGCAAAUAGCAAGUAAACGCGAAAACCGUAAUUUAUCUAGUUCAGCGAAAUAAUAUAAUUAUUGAAUUAAUAAACUUAGUGAUUUCGAACGAUUAUAAAAAUAAUACCGCCAACCAGUGAUAUCCGCGAAGUUGUUACGUUAUUUUAUUAACUUAUGGCGGAUUCUUGGCAAGCAGCCACCCGUGCCAUAAGAUAUGAUGACGUGCACAUGUAUAGAAACGGGAAAUAUAAUUCUUAUUUCAAACAUAAAUCGCGCUUGAGCAUUGUGAUUACUAUAUAUACAAAAUGUUAUAGCAAAUCCAUAAGGCCCGUGGCCCAAGAAAAAUAAUUCGAUACUAUACUAGGUUCAUAAAAAAAAAAAAAAAAAGAAAAAAGUACGCAUUUGUUACCGAGUACACAACUCACGACCGAGCUCGGCCCCCCAGGAUGUUAAAAUAUUCAUUGUGUCAUUAUUAAUUUACAACGAUUAUUCGAAGUAUGAAAAUGUGCAUAGAAUGAUUAUACGGAGGGUUUGUUUUCAAGUUUGACACCAGGGUUCACUGGAUCCUUAAUCCAGCCUUGUUCGCACCAUACAAUUAAUAUAGACAAUAAUAUACACAAGACUAAAAUAUAUGGUGUAAAAUCUAUGUAAAAAAAAGCGCAAACUAUUUGUUAAACAAACAUCUGCUCCUGGCACCAAAUUUUCUGGAGCGUCAAUUUACCACACAGUUGGCAUAACAUUAUAAUAAUUAAUUGGGCAAUAGAUAUAAAUUAAUAGCGAUAUUGAUACAAUAGGUAAUUUUGUAAAAUUACCAAACACGAUUAAAAUUUCAAUGAAUUAACUUAAUAAUAUUUCAUACAAAAAACUACUAAUUGAGUUCAAUUUUUUUAUUGAAAUACAAUUUAUACCGAACAUCGUGUUAAAUUUUCAAACAUCUCUGUUUGGUCAACCAUGAAACCAAAUAAAAACUAAGCAAACUCGAAAAUGUUCAAUUACAGUUACAAAUAGGUAGCUAAACAAUCGUUAGAAUAUUAGAAAUAUCUGGAAAAAUUUAGAUUCUGCAAAAAAUUUCAGAUCUCGAACUACGACAAAAAUGGAAAAUCGACAAUUUGUAUUCUGCGUGCAACUUUCCAACCAGAAAUCUUACUCUGAUGUACCAAGUAUAGCAUCUUUUCUGAAAGAUAAUUUUCCGAAAGAGCUCAUUUUUUUUAAUUUUCCAAGCGGUUUUCGUAAAAGUUUGAGAAAACGUAGGAAAAACGGGAAAAUUGCGCUCCGAAUCAUUUUUUGUUAUCAGAGGUUUUCCGUUUCAUACAGUUAUCCGUAACAGUAAAUGCAUACAUUAAAUUCCUCUCUGUUAUUAAUCUAUUUACGUUAAAACAGGCAUUAAUUUAAAUAUAGUGCAGAAUAUAGACAAAACAAAACCAGUAUGAAAUUACACAAUAUUAUAUAUCUAUAUCCUACUUUCCCAAAUUUUCACCUACAAUAAUGGCCCACCCGUCAUGCGAAGUUUGUCCGCCUUUUUCCUACCUUUUUUAUCCGGUUUUUCCAAUUAUUAGAAAAACUACAAGGAAAAUCAAAAAAUGACCUCUUCUCCGAUGCACCGACUAUAUCCGAAAUACUGCAAAAUAGCGUUUUUUUUUUUUUUUUUUUUUUAAGUUUACAAUUAUAAUUUUUCUGGUAGAAAAAUUUUUCAGAAACAGAAAAAUAAAUAAACACACAUCGUAUAAAAACCAAUACGUUUUUCGCUACGCUUUUAAUUUAAAAUAGUCGCGGGAAACCAUUAAUAUUCCUACGUCACGCGUCGCCCCAAUAUCAUAUUUAUUUCACAGCGGUUUUUUGACGUUUCCCUGGAACACUUGGCAAUAAAAUACCUACUAUACAUACUGAUGCGGUAAUUAAUACUCAAGCCACCAACUUAUAAAUGUGUAAUCUUGUAAAAUUUAAUGUCGAGUACGUUUUCACCAAUACGCGGAUUAUUCACUGCAGUUAAAGUUUUUUCUCCAUAUUUAUUUAUUUUGUACAAUGACAAAUAAUUUUUUUUAGACUUUUCGUUUAUAUUAUUGUUAUUAUAUGGUAUUUUUUUCUGAAUUCUUAAUUAUUUUUCUAAAUAAUUGCUUAUUAUGUUGAUUUUUUUUUUUUUUUUUUUUGACACUUUUUUGAUUGGACGAACGCUCUACUUUGUCCACGCAGUACCACAGAAUAUGCGGAAUUUCUGUUCUGUGGUACUUUUAUUUGAGACAUUUAUCGAGAUUUUCAGAAGUUCAUCCCCCGAUGCUUGUUUUUAUUGACUUCAACAAGUUUGUCCUGGGCAACUACUACCGGGAGGGGGGGGGGUUAGGAAGCACGACUAUUCCUAUAUUAUGAUACUAUCCGCUGGGUGUCGUUUUUCGUUCGCAACGAUUUAGCAACAAUCACAUUUCCUACUGCGCUCACUUCCAACAGUGACUUACCCGUGCGCGGUGUACAUUUUGUUAUGUAUUUUUUUGUCGUCAUAUCAUUAUAUAAUAAUAAUUAUAUAGGUACGUAUAUUGUUUGUACGCUGCCUACUCAUAUAUUGUCGCUAUUGUUUUGUCGACAGUAUCGCUUAGGGGAGAAAAAAAUUUAAAAAUGUAAUUAUAAUUGGGUAGUGUACGUACCUGCCCUUAUUGUAGAGACAUAGUUGUCAUGCGUUGUGUUAUAUAUUUUUUUUUUUUUCAAAUCGUAUAUUCUUGCAUAAUAGUUUUUAACGACAGUUUCCCAGAGAAUAACGCGAAUAAUGAUUUUUGUGUGACCCGCCGGCAGCGUGGGUUGUUCUUUUACGAGAACUACGGGCAAAUAAUAAUAUAACUUGCCAAAGAAAGCGGUCUGUUGAAAAACUUAGCGUCGAUUAGUUUUGUUUUUAUUCAUUUAUUUUAUUGCUCUGAAAGGACAAUAUGUUAUUGUAUAACGGUACGGAGUUGCUUAACAAAAAUAAAAAAAAACAAAUAUUGUAAGCAAUAUAAAUAAAAUUAUAUUAAAAGCGGAUAAAACCUUGUCGUAUAUAGCGAUUCUUCAGACUACUAAAGAAUUUAAUAAAAUUUCAUUGCUUUUGUAGAGCUCGGAAAAACUCGUUGGUUUCAAUUUAAAGUUUAAACAAAAAAAAAAAAUGAUUUAAAAUAUAUUACAAAAUAUAUUGAAACCGUAGAGAAUUUCUCCUUGUCAAAAUAGCACUAUAAAAACUGUACUCGUGUCCGGGACUGAGCAUUAACGAAUGGGAAAGUUAUAAUUUAUUAAACUUUACCUUUGAUUUUUCAUUUCCUUAACUUAUUUACAUUUAAAUUAAUUUAACAAUGAUAACGAUUUAAUUUUUAAUCAUAUCACGUUUCGAUAUUUUUUAAUUUCAACACAAUUUUAAAAUUUUCUGCAAUACUAUUUGAAGAAAUAUAUUCCAGGUAACGCAUUGAUUCGUUUAUUUAUUUUAUUUUUAAGUAUACAUUUUUUAUUUAUAUAUUUUUUUUACUACAUUUAUUUACUUUAAAUAAUAUUUCUUUUCUUUUUUAAUCAAUAACGAGCGUGAAGUUUCCUUAUUAGAAAAUAAUUAUAAUUUAUUAUUCCUGAAACAUAAACCCCACGUUGAACACAAAUUAUUUAAAUUUUUACAAAGCACAAAAAUAAAUUCGCUUUAUUUUUAGUCAAUUAGAUUUUCAAAUUAACUUUCUACUUAAUUAAGUUAUUUAAAAAAAAAACAAUUUACUUGUAGCGUAGUAAGUUUUUAAUUUUUUUUUAUUUAAUUCGACUUAACCCGAGUUGAUAUUAUGUUCAUUAACUUUCCCUAGUUGUAAUCUUUCUAGUGUCGUUUUCUUUUUGGAAUUCAAACAUUUCAUCGUCCGUAUUGUACACUCAAAUUUUUGAAUUUUCAUAUUUUAUUGAUUCGCGGGGGUAAGUCGGCUUUGAAAACCAUAAUAUUUUGACGACAAAACUAACAACAAAAAAAAUUCUAAUCAAAAUCUUCACUAUACUACGUAAUAGUUUAAAAGUGGAGAGCUCCAUACUGGUGAGAUACAAAAUAAUUGGUAAAAAAAAAAGAAAGUUUUGCCGGGCUCCUCGCGAAAUCGUCUUUUGUUCGCGAUGAUUUAUCGUUUCUCGCCGUAACGCACACUAAAUCGACUCUGCUUUCCCGACUUUCCACGUAAAUCAGUGCAAACCAUAUUGUAUUAUAUCUUAUUAAUCUUUUCUUCUUUUUUUUUUUUUCGAAACUGAGACCUUUCUGAUUUUGUAAACACGCACACUAAUGGAUAUUAUACCACACAUUAUACAGCUACGCGGUGUACACCGCCGGAGCUUUUCGUUUACCGCAGACACGGUUCACACGAAUAUCGAUAUCGCCGUGCGCGCGCGUAAUUAUUAUUGCGUAGCCUUGGCGAAAUCCUAACAAAGCGACGUUCGUAUACUAUGCCGUCGAAUGAUAUCGGUGUUAUCAAAUUGUUAUUACACCGGAAAGAAUUUCAACGUUACCGAUAUUCAUCAACGGUCUCCCGGAACCCGAAAGGUUAUUACGGCCGAAACGUAAUGUUUAACGAACCGAUGAAAGUCUAUAGAGGCAGGAUAAUAUUGUCAGGUACCCGACGUCGCAUUAGCAGUUCGUGCGUCGGCACGUGUCGUCAGACUGAAAUACUGUCGGGCUGUCAAGUAUAGCAAUGCCGUGUGACGAUCGGCCGACCAAAUCACAUCGUCUUGUACCGCCGUACUUUCUGUGAUCUACAGUGUCGUGUCACUCUACCUAGUGGAAUUAAUGGUGAUUCAACCUACCAAAUCACGGAGCUCUUCUAAGCGUUUCUUUAAAAAACAAUACACGUUGCAUUAUUGAUUGUACGGUAAAACAGCAACGAAACCCAAGUCACUCCUUUUACAUUAUCACCGCUAUAACUUUAUGAAGACCCUAAAUGCCGUGUGUCAAUCAUUAAUUAAAACGCCUAUAAAUAGUUCAUAAGGUUAUUUUUACGUAUUCCAGAUGUAUAAGGUUAUUUGUAACCCAAUAACGGUAAAAGUAGUAAAUCAAAAAUAAUUUUCACUUUUAUCCGACGAUUUUUUCUUUCUCAGUUGCUAAUAUGAAAUACAUUAGAAAAAUCGAAAAACAAUCUGAUCAAUUUCAACGACUGUAUGUAUACUAUCGAAAAACUCUCUUGCCGUUUUUUCGAUCAGGACAAGAUUUCUGAUGGAAAAAUUGCGAAGAACCAAAAGAGAGAAAGGUGAUAUUGCUGAUAGGUACGCAUUUCGCCACUGUUGUAGGUGAGAACUGGUAAGGUAAGCUAUAUAAAUGCAUUUAAUUUAUAUCUGUAAGCAACGAUAUCGGAUGUACCAUUACUAACGAAAAACGAUUCUAAAUGAAGUUCGUUAGUACGUGAUUUGUAAGGCCAUAAUAUUUAGGAUUUUCUUCAAAAUUUGAGUUUAAAACAGUUAUAAAAAAAAAAUAACUACGUUAUUUAGACUCUAAUUUUCUUUUUCUUUUUUCUACUAAUUACACCUUAAAAUGAACCUCCCGUUAGUUUUUCAAGCAUUUCUGUUAAGUCGAACAUUAGUGUUCACAUAGUAUACUUAUCAAUUAAAAACUACAUAAAAAACUCGCAAACAUAAAAUGCCUAUAAAUAGCUUAAAAAUCGCUCAAAUGUUUUUUUUAAAAUUUUACUAGGUCUAGAAAAAAUAAAUACAAGCUUUUCGUCAAAAUUCCAAAUCUCUAGCAAUGUUUUAAACUGAAUUACAAAACAACUAAACGUCAUAUAUUAAAACCAAUACAUUCCUCACUGCGUUCAGAAUCUAAAACGGUAAUAUUAUACUUGCCGUUCCGUAAUUGACGGUUUAGUUAUAUUGUUCUCGAUGAGUGGAGAAUUGGAUUACGCGGCUUUGUGCGGGUUUAAAAAUAUUGGUUACACAAACGUAACCGGAACCGUCUGGUCUUUUUCGAUAAUUUUAUUUUCGUUUUGUAUACACUCGUUCGUUUUUAGUCACGGUCCAUCAGCUGUUUUAACCGUGGUAGAGCACUAUUCAUUUUUUUCGUUCGUUUUCAAGAGUGUUGAGAUAUUGAUUAUUAUUAUUUUUAUAAUUAUUACACAGACUUACAACAAAACCGGCCAAGUAUACUUUACAUCAGUGUUUCCCAACAUAUGGGUUGUGAAAUAUUUUUGAUGGGUCGUGAUGAAAGAAAAAUAUUUUGAUUAAAAUAUAAAAAAACAGAAAAAAUAAAAAAUAUUUAGUAAGAAUAAUAAGAAAAUAAGCAAAUGUGAAAAACCGAACAAAAUAAAAAACUGAAGAAAAACUGAAAAUGUACGAAAUGUAGGUAUUAGUUAAAAAAAUAUUACAGACUUCUUUUUUCCUGUGAACAACUUUUGCUCCAAUUUAAAAUGAUAGCACUUUUUCUGAAAAGAAAUCCGACUGGGAAGGUAGUUUAAGGAGGUCAUUUUUCAAUUUUCCCAAGAGUUUUCCAAGCAAAUGUAAUAAAACAGAAAAAUCGGUACAAUAUCAAACAAAUAUUAUUCAAAAAAUAUAUAAUACCUAUUUAAUUAUUUUACCAUAAUAUGAUAUAUAUAUAUAUAUACUGUAUGCAAAGCAUCACUUUCAACUGAACUCCGUUCAGAACCGUUUUUUCGUUAGCAAUGGUUCAUCGUUGCUUACUGUUUUCCGUUAAAUUCCCUUCUGUAUCCUACCUUCCCGAAUUCCCACCUACAACAGCAGCUGGUCAAAUGUACCCCCAUUAUCCUAGGGCAACUUUUUUUUACCCAAAAAAGAAUAAAUGUGUAGGCCGCCAUAACAAAAACGUUGGGAACCACUACCUUACAUAAUCGAAUAUAGUUUUUUUUUUUGUCACACGGUUUCGUCACCUCUCGCCCUCCCCACCUCUUCCCCAACAACCAGCCGGGUCUUCAUUAUUAAGUACCCGCUACAAAAUUACAACUCGACAGUUAUAAAUGCGUGUCGUCAUUACGUAGCAAUAUUAAAAUUUUGUACUUACGCAUAAAGUAUAUAGAAAUUAUAAUAAUAUAGACGGAAUCUAAAAUUAGGGGAGAAAAGAAAUAAUUCUUUUCACCCCUAAUUAAAAAAAAAAAAAAAAGAGUAAAUAAAAAAAUUAUUUAAUGAAUAAAUUAAAUCAGGAAAAAUAAACAAUAGGUUGCAGGGUCGGGGGAGAACUGUGGGAGAGAAAUGGUAAUUUUAAAAAAAAAUAAAAGCUUUAUAAUCAAGAAAACAUUAUAAUAGUACCUAUAUAACAGAUAAAGGCGGGGAAAAAGUUUUUAACGGUUUUCUACAGAGGAGAGGUUCGAGGAAAAGUGGAUAUUAUAAGUCUGCUCAGCAGCUGAUGUUACAAUCUACUUAGAAAUUAUGUAACUUCGUCGAGAGGGUAAAGAAAUUGAGAGAAAGACGGCGUGUUUGCGGGAAAAAUAAAAAUACGAUUUCGCUUGUUACAUAACAUCCGAUCGUAAUUUAGUUUUUUUUUUUUCUAUACGUAUAGCACUAUAUGAAAUAUAAAAACUUUUCUGCGGAAAAAACUAAGCCAGCACGGCGUUUUUCAAUUUUCAAUAGUUUUAAAAUUGUUUUUUUUAUUGUAAAAUGGAAGCCGUUUAAAAAAAAAAAAAAAAUACAAACAAAAAUACUUCGCACGAUGGGUGGGUGUUGUAGGUGAGAAAUUGGAAAGUUGGAGGGAAAUUUAAUUUAUAUCUGUACGUAACCACGAACAAUUGUUUACGACAAACGACAAACGAUUCGGAGCGAAAUUUAUUUUAUGCAUGUACUCAUGUUAAUUAUUCCGUUUUCCCAACGUUUUUUUUACCGGUUUUUCUCAAUUAUCAUGAAAACCACUUGGAAAAUCAAAAAAAAAAAUACCUCUCUAAGGUUUAAAAUAUUAACUAUAGAUACAAUUUCCUUUCAUAAUAAGUGAUACACUUGCAUCGGUGCAAGAUUUCUGGUAGAAAGGUUGCUUACAGAAUAAAAACAAAAUAUAACACAUAAAAUAAUACCGUUGUAAAACCAAUACAUUCCUCGCUACGCUCUAAGUCUAAAACGAUUGAUUAUAGAAAAAAAAAAAAACCGAUACUACUAAUAACGAGAAGUUGAAAGAGAUGUUAUAAUAUAAAGUAAUUUAAUUUCUAUUUAUACGCAACGAAAUACCGAUAGUAAGGGUAAACGAUUAUAAGCUGAGUAUUGUUAGUCUAGUCGUAUAUUUUCCCUUGUUGUCAGAAAUCGACAAAAAAAAUGACCAGUUUUUCCUAUUUAUUGAGAAACUUAUAAGAAAAAUCAAUGAAUUACCUCCUCGAGUGCACCAUUCUAAAUCAAAAAUUAUUCGACAGUGAACUUUUUGCUUAGUUGCUCUGUAUAGAUUUCCGGUAGAAAAAUUGCUUACAGACAAAAUAAAACACAUAAAAGUGAAUCCAAUUACUUGGUCCGUUCAGAAUACGCACGAAAAAAAUUAUAACGAAAACUUUAUAAAACGGAAAAUUCUCAGUUCUCUAUUGGUAACAGAUAAUAAUUUCGAAAACGGAUUAUUUAAAUUAGAAGCAGGUGCACGCGUAACGACAAAAGAGCAGCGGGAGCCAUACCGUAUUUUGAAUUUCGAAUAUCGCAAUUCACCAAGACCUCGGCGCUCGGUUAUGUAGGUAAUACAAAUUUGAUUACGGUUUAUAAAAAAAAAAAAAUAAUAAUAAUAAUAAUAAUCUCUACGUUUUCGUCGUCUGCGGCGGCGGUAGUUUUUUUCCGCCUCUAUUCGUUUACUAUAAUAUUAUUCUGUUACACGCUUUCCAUAUUACAGGUCGUAGAAUCAAACGUUUCUGUCUGGGAUUUUCGAAAUUAUGUGUUCCAACUUUGAGAGUAUGAUGUAGGCGCACGGAUAAUAAACCUAAUAAAAAUUUAGUCUACCGGAUCCUGUAUUUUACAUAAUUUCAGGGUCCUUUUUUACAUCAUCAUAAUACUUUAUUCGUCGUCAUAUUUUAUUAAGUACAAUUACCUACAGCACAACAUAUUAUAGAAGUAUAAUAUUGGAGUUUUCAGAAAAUUAAAAGACAUGCAACGAAAUCGUUUUGUUUGUGUGCGUGUGUAUUCCUUUACGAUAUAUUUUAUACUCGAAGCGUAGCGAGGAGUGUAUUGGUUUUACAAUGAAGUUUAUUUUUUUUUCCCCGUGAACAACUCUUCUACAAGUAAUUUCGCUCCGAUUUACCGUUAUAGACAUUUUUCUGAAAGGAAAUCUGACUAGUGAGAUACUUUAAGAAGAUCAUUUUUUCGAUUUUCCCAGGAGUUUUGCCAAAAUAUGAGAAAAACCGGGGGGGGGGAGAACCUAGGAAAAACGGGAAAUUAUUACCCUUUCCCGAAUUUUUUUUCGCCACAGCAAUAGCAUGUAUUAUUAUUGUGUUUUCACGCAUAUAUAUUAUUAUAAUGCAGAAUAAUUGAGUAUCUUUUAUUCCUUAUACUCUGUACAAUUCUGCGCCUAUUUCUACGGAAACAUUUCCGUACAAUAAAAUCAACGGGCGAAAUUGAAUUGAAUAAUACGUUAAUUUGUGCCAAUUGCAUAAAUUUAAUAUUUUAAAUAAAUAGGAUAAAGAAUUUUUCUUCGAUUUAGGAGAAAAAUCACGUGUAAUACGUAUCAUAUGUAAUAAUAAUAUUUUAUUAGACAAACAUACAUUAUUGCGAAAUUUGUAAAUAUAAAAUACGAAAAAAAGUAAUAAUACUGUAACUAAUUAUUUUUAAACUGAUAAUUAUUAAACAGUUUUUUAUUUUUCUUGAUUUUUGCCAGUAUAUGUCAUAAUUAUUUUGAACUAUGGACACUUUGCUAUUUUUUUUUUCGAUCGAAAUUAAUACUAUUUGACAACAUAUAUAUUGCGAAACAGUGUAAUUCUUCAAAAUGUUUUUUUAUAAUUUUCAACUUUGAAAAACUUUUUCUUUCGUCAGUCGCCGAUGUUACGGAUAUUGUUAAUAUAACUUUUAAUGCGACACAAGUACAUAUUUGAAGAAGGACUCAACAUUUUUGUUCAGCGGUGAUAAAAUAUCGAAUGACGUACUAUUUUCAUCAUUCAUAUUUCUCAGAAUAAUUAAUUCGCCAUAAAACGCAAUAUCAUCUACAUCUUUUGAAAAGUUAUUUCAAAAUCUUUACAGUUGUUUAAAAGAUCGUUAUUUUUCAUAUUUUUUAAUAUUGUUCAAUAUUAUACGGGAAAUCGUUCUUUAUUGAACUCAACGCUUAGUCGAUGACUAAAAAAAAAGUUUGAAAAGGAGUUCGGCAUUUUCUGUUACUUCGCCGUGCCCUUCAUAGCUGAAAUACGACUUUUUCAUUCUUUUAUGAGGUUUUUUGAAAUUCUCGGUUUCUUUCUUAUACUCUAUAUAAAAAAUUUACAUUAAAACGCCACCACUGCUCUGGAAUAAUAAAAUAUUUGUAAUAAACCCUGUGCCAGACCCCCCUCCCUUUAGGGGUUUAAAUUCAUAGCCACUAAGGGAAAAGUAGCCCGUAUGUUAUUCCUGGUCUAGAACUACAUAAUAUCCAAACGAAAUUCUAACUCUACAAUCCGUUCGUUUACCUACUAAUUACUACUAUUUACUACCUAUAGUUUUAGCACGAAGGAGUGACAAACAUUCAUCCAAAACAAAAUUUCGCAUUUAUAAUAUUAAUACGGACAUGUUUAUAGAGGAGGGGUUGGGGGUUCAAUCCCCAUCCCCCACCCUCCUGAAAAUUACUCGAAAGUUGAAAACUGUAAACAACAUAUUAUUGUGUUUAUCAAAACACAAGACGUAUCUCAACUAGAACAAAUUUCGUUUUGUGUUCGAUACGUUCAUAGAUAAAGAGUUAAACUGGACUCUGGAAGAUAUUUUGGAAUUUUCAACUGACCACGAUAUCGGAGAGAAAUGGUUUAUAAUAAUUGUGAUUUAAAAAAAAAAUAUAUCUCGAAUUCGGUUUAUCGGUAUAAUGUUACGCAAUGUUACGAGUUCUAAUUUACAACUUAUAGGGACACCAACAAAUAUCGCGCAGAGAACAUUGCGUGAUUGUAUUACACGUAAUAUUGGUUAUUGUUAGUAUUUCAAAAAUUCCCCCUUCCCCGAAAUGACUGUAUCGAUAUUCUUAGAAAUGAAAUAUUUAAAUUGAAAAUCGAAUUGCACAAUACCGAAUGUCGUUGGAAAAAAUAAAAACAACUUAUUUUUUAUUUUUGACUUACUUAAAAUAAGAUUUUAGUAUGCGGUAUCAUAUGAUACCACAGUGCAAUAUUGAAAAAAUAAUUCAAGUAUUACAAUUCAGUGGAAUCAUAUGAUGAUGCCGCCGUGCAUGGAGAGGUUUUACAUUAAGAGUUAUUUUAGGAGUUGUUUAACUCGUUGUAAACUUACGUCAUUUCGGUACUCCGGUUUGUAUCGGUCUAUUUUAUUAUUACCCGUAUCAUAAUUUGUUUUUCUCAGAAUCUCAGGUAGUUCAUCAAUUCCGACACCUAAUAAUUUAUUAAAAUAUCCACUUAUAUUUGACGCAUUAAUAUUUAAAUUAUAUUUUGAUUUGGCAAUUAUGAUUUAGCGUAAACAAUAAUUAUUACACGGUACGACUUGGAUAUCGACUUCAUAUUGUAAUAGACAAUUUUUUUUUUUUUUUUAUAAAUACUUUCCUAUUGUACCUAACCAAUAGAAUACAUCGAUUUUAUUUAAAACAAUGUGUAUUACUUAAAAUUCAAAAUUAUUUUAAACGUUAUAUUAAUAUACGUAAUUAUAUUACCUACACGGGGUGUCCCACGAGGAUUCGACAAAUGCAAUAAUUUUUGUUCAAUAUUUAAAUGGUUAUAUUUUGUAAUAAUUACUAAAGCCUUGCGUUGUGGUUCAAUGGUCAAUGUUUUUAAUAUAUAUACUUUAAAUAACUAUUGUGCUUCAGCGCUACAAUUAUAUAUGAACAUUUUUUUUUUUAGUGGUGAGGGGAUUUAUAGUAAAAAAAUUUUUUUUAAAAACAUUCAAAAUAGCCAUUUUGUAAAUUAGAUUUUUAGAAAAUGUUUGAUGGUUGAUAAAAUAUGGUCUUUUAUUUUCUACGAAGUCUUUUUCGAAGUUUUUGUAAAUGUGAAUAUUACAAUAUUUAAUCUGUAUUAUUAGUCAGGGGGGCACAUGACAAGGAUUUUCUUUUCCGCGAAUUAAUACCAUGCGAUAAUAUUAUCAUAGUAUAAGUAUUAUGUAUUGUCAACCAAUCAAUAAUGGUAAUUUAUGUUGUAAAACAACAUUGUUACGAUUAAAAAGAAAACUGUUCAAAUGUUGUCAACAAAUCGUAGAAAAUGUAAGACCAUACUUAAACAAUAAACCACUUAAACCAUACUGAAACUUAAGUAUCACCGAAAAAAUUUCUAAAAAUCUAUUUGUACAAAAUGGCUAUUUUGAAUCUUUUUUAAAGGAAAUUAUGCUUGGCGAAAUUUUUAAUUUUUAUUUUAAGUCCCACUCCCCCGGAAAAAAAAAAAAUGCGCAAACAUAAACUGUAGCGCAGAGGCAUAGUUAUUAAUUAAAAAAAAAAUAAAUAAAUAAAUAAUAUAUCGAAUAGAACAAAAGUCAUUUCAUUUGUCGAACCCCCGUGGGACACUGUGUAUACAGGUAGUAUAAUAAUUUGAAAUGUUGUAUUAUGGUAUAUAUUUGAUCGCAUUAUAAUGUCGAUACAUAAAUUUGUUGUCUGUGCAACUAUAUUAUUUGUUACGUAAUUAAAUGAGGGGAAAACGGAAAGCUGCUGGUAAAAACGUGUAGGUGGCAGAAUCGAUAGUUUGUUUUUAGACCUCCUCCUGCGCCGAUAGGUCCCCCCAUAUUGCGUAUUAAUAACGGCUUUUCGGACACAUUGUGUUUUUGAACUCAUAAGACGGUAUCACGUCCGUUUCGUGACAAAAUGUGCAGCAUGUGUAUUACUACGGUUGUUCUCGUGACACCAAUUGUUCACGCCGACACUGCCGAGAUUAAACUAUAUCAUAAUAAUAAUAAUAAUAAUAAUAACAAUAUUAUUAUUAUAACUCAUAUUAACGUCUUGUUUUACUCCCCGUUCGCCUAAUCUGUAUAAUAUUUUGCAUAUUAUUGCGUUUUCGGGUGUGCGACGACCGGGCAGCAUUAUAAUCGCAUUACAUUAUACCCGCGCCGCCGCGCGCCCGGUACUGCAGCGUAGGUAGACACCAAUAUUUGUCUGUGUAAAACAAGACGUUUUCGGAAUAAUAAAUAUUUAAAAUGCUUUUAGAGGGUUGACGUGCAAAUGGCGAAAGGGUCCCGUGAAAAGGUAUACCUGUGCGUUUUGUGUGUAUAUAGUGUACACCUAUCUACAUGUAUACCUACUCCUUUAGUAUAAUAAUACGCAUUUGAUCUCGUCGACCUUCUGCCGAGGCGCGCCAUUAAUCCGGCAGCAACGCGCUCCAAUCGGCGGCACGUUCACGGGGUAAGACUCAUCCCAUUGGGUCGCAUAAAUGUACAAAAUUAAAAAAAAAAGAGAUUUUAAUGUCAAAGUUUUAAAAACUUAUUUCAGAAAUAUAAACUCGAAAAACCGAUUAAAUUGAUCGUAUACCUCUCCCCAAUAUACACGGGCAACUAGGUGUGGCGGUUGUAGUUGUUGAUGAAAUCAUUGUUGACGAAUUGGCGUUGAAAAAACAGCGGUCGGAUUUUUCACUGUGAAUAUUUAAUGUUGCUGUUAUAUUGAGUAAAAGUUACGUUGGAAAAAUGUAUUUACUUGUAAUUUUUCAUGGGUCACACCAAAUAUGUUUACACAGAGACAAACUCGUUUGUCUGGAGUCAAAAGAAAUUUUGUUGCGUAAAUCGUGGUUUAAAUUUGAUCUGUUGAUAAAAAUGUAAAUCAUCAAGAGUUAAAUUACUGGCCCAUUUAUCGCCCUGUAGAAAUGAAAAGUAGAGUGUAAUGUAGUAAUUUCGUUUUUUUCUGUUAGUUUUAAGAUCAAAUUUAUGGCCUUUCAAAUCAUGCAUAAAAUUUCUGAAUCGUUUUUCGUUUGCAAUGGUUUAUCAUUGCAGAUAUAAACUAAAUAACUUUACGUAUUCUAUCUUCUACACUUUUCAUCUAUAGCAGAAGCGCACCCGUUAGCAAUAUCAGCUUGUUUUGCUUGUGACACAUACAGUUUUUCACUAUAGCAUAAUGAAAAUUACAUUGAUCAUUUGGUAUAUAUAACUUAAAAAUGUAUAUUUUGUUAUGCAACGACAUCUUUUAUCACCUAUGUUUGGACCCCUCCCCCUCUCUUUGACAAAUCCUCGUUGGCCACACGCACUUAUAAUGUACCUGUUCCGAACGAUAUUAAUAACUUCGUCAAUUAAAAACGCGUUUCAAACACUCUCAAAAAGUGUUUGAAUAUCGGUUUUAUUAUUAUUAUUAUUAUUUUUUUUUUUUUUAAUGGAAAAAAAACUAGCUAUCGUAUUGCGUCAUCGAAACUUCAUUGAUGUUACGAUUCGUAAAACCGAUUUUCAAUACUUCACGCAUUGUCAAAUGAUACCUUACUAAUACUCAUAAAACGAAAAGUGUUUUAUCCGGAUACGCCUAUAUUUUACCGUCGUUCGAUUUCGGAUUUUUGUUCGUUUGCAAAUCAAAUUGUGCAUUUAAACUACGCCGUUUAAAAUAAAAAUUAAUUAUCUCGAAAUUAAUUACCUCUUUGUUUGAAUUGAUACCGCUGUAGGACCGAAGCCCUAUCUACGUGUAUAAAUUAAUUGUAAUGCGAUAGUAAGCAGUCGAAAAUAACGCGUAUUGUUUUCAGAUACCGUACAUUAUUAGUAUUAUUAUUAUUUUGGCUAUUGCAUAUACGGCAAGCUCUAUUAUAUUUUCUUCCCGGAUGCCUUAUCGUGUUUUCUCGUCUGAACUGUUUUUGUAAUUUUGUAGACACAAGUAAAUACGUUUGUGCUCCGUAAAAAAAACUCCGUUGCAUUGCACUAUAGGAAAAACGGUAUGACUCGAAACCGCCAUUUUUCGAGUAACGAAACGCUUGAUUGAUUCUGUUCUGACAGUGGUAAGAUAUUAUGCAGCGCAUUGUGUGUAUUUAUAAUAUGCCGUAUUUAUCACAUCAUAAGUGCCAAUAGAGUUGUGAGAUUUGUGAGGGGAGGGGGGGUUGAAGUCCUGGCUACUUAAUCGAGCAAUUAUUGUGCGAGUAAUACUGCGAGUAACCUUUUCCGGUUAUAAUUUUAUCAAUAUAAAUUAUAAUGUACCUAUCAAUGUAAUUAAUCAACUAAUUAAAUCGAUACAAAAUUAUUGUUUUUUGUAAUCAAAUUUAAUAAUAAAGCAUAUUUUUUAAUGCAUAUUAUAGGGUUUUUACGUACAUAAGUGCUUACAUAUUUAAUGUUUUUUUUUUUUUAAGAGCUACACGUCCUCUGCUCUAAUUACGAGCUACAAAUUACAAUGUACAAUAUAACAAUGAUAUUGUAAUUGAUAAAUAACAUCUACGAUAAAUACGAUUUGUUCAAUCAUGAAUUAAGAAAAAAUCUUAAAAAUAUGAAAACGAAUGCACAGUAAAAUAAUUCCACCACUUUCAUAUUGUUUGAUUGCCGUAAAAACCGUGACUGUUCUUUUUCAAUUUUCAUCAAUGAUAAAUUCAUUGGUUAUAAUUUAUAUUUUGUUACAAACAAAUGUUUUACCGUGCAGCAUAAACUAUUAAGAAAUUAAAUAAGUAGAAAAAAAAAACUUGGAAUAGUUUUGGGAAAGCUAUUAGAAUUUUUGGGAUCGCAUAUGAUUUAAAAUAUUUAAAAAAAAAACCUGCACUUUUGGUCACUUUUACAAGUUAAUGUUCAAUGUUUUUUAGGGCAACGAAAUCGUUGUAUAUUACGACAUGUCGACACCGAAUAAACCUGACGAUAUCCGUUUGAUUUAUUUCUUUUUCAGACAAAACGCCGUCAGGGUGUACAACUGCACGUCCGGCGCGAGGAAUCCGUUGCGCUGGGAAGAACUCGGCAACCUGUGCCAAUACCAUUCGCUGACCGCUCCUUCCAAGUACUUGCAAUGGUACCCGGGCUUCUCGUUCCGAACCAACCGCAUGGUGCACAGACUGUGCGAGAUCCUCUUCCAUUUCGUGCCCGCCUUUAUCCUGGACAUCGUUCUCCGGCUCACUGGUUCCAAACCCAUGUAAAUACUAUUGCGCUUGCCUAAUAGAAUCGUUUAUAAAAUAAUACCCCGGUGUCGUACACUGUAUAACGGAGUUUAGAGGUUAUAUCUCCCUGCCCCCCCCCCCCGGAUGGCUUAAAAAUAUAAAAAUUCUAAAUAUUUGCUUAGCACAGUUUGAUCUAAAAAUGUUAAUAUUUUGACCAAGCGCUGUACAUGGAAAAGUUUGAUUUAUUGAGUAAACAUUGACCCGUCAUUAAACCGUCAAUGGUUUUUUUGACGGGACCGGCUUUUAAAUUACAAUCUCCUAUGCUUAAGAAGAAGUUGUUACGAAUUUUCGUGAUUAAUGACUAUUAUUUACUGUACAUCCCCUCCCAUUGAAACAUUGUCACUGAAAUAACCUCAAUAUCAAUAUGAUACUCAGUAGUCAGUAUAAUCGGCCAAAUUUUUUCCAUCCGGAAAAGGGUGUUGACAACAAAGCUGAGCAAGUUACUUAACUUUAGUAACUGAGUAAGUUACAAUCACUUUCCUUAAUUAAGUAACUUAGUUAAUUUACAAGUUCUUAUAAAUAAAAAAAAAAAUAAGUUAAGUUACUAGUUACUAAUCAAAAAUGUACAAGUUACAAAAUUACAAGUUAAAGUUACUUUUUUAAUUUGCUUCUAUUUUCUGUUUACUAGUAGUUACAAUAGUUACUCGUCAAAAAUGUACAAGUUAUAGCAUUGAUUUUAGAUAGCAUAAAUAGCUCACUGACCGGUUUUUCGACGGGAAAACUCCUGGGAAAAUUAAAAAAUGACCUCCUUAAAGUACCUUCCUAGUCAGAUUUCUUUUCAGAAAAAAUGCUAUUAUUGUAAAUUGGAGCAAAAUGUCUGGUAGAAAAGUUAUCCUCAGAAAAAGUAAAUAAAUAAACAUCAUUGUAAAACCAAUAUAUUGCUCGCUCCACUCAGAAUCAAAAAAAAUAGAAAGUAGGCGAAUCACAACGCAAGUCUUUAGUAAUUGUUAUAAAAUAUACAAAAUUUAGACAUUAAAUAGAACUAAAGUUAUUGCAUUUGUCGAAUCUUCGUGAGACAUCCUAUAUAAUAUAAUAGUGUAUUUGGCAUUAUACUUACGUAGGUAUUUAAAUUUGAAUAUAUUAGAAACUUAUUCCCAUCAAAUUUCAACAGUUUGCUAACAAUAUUGAUUAUGGUUUUACGGGUUACAUUUCGUUUUAUUAGUUUUUAUUUCAUUUUAUGUACCUAGCACUGAAAAUGUACCUAAACUUAGUAGUCUCAGCACUACAAAUUUUAACUUUAUGUACUUUUAAAAGUCUUCCUAUUAAAUUUCAACAAUAUAUAACAAGUGCGAGUAGGGUUUGACUUAAAGUUGUUAUCUCGAAAUUGUGCUAUAUUGUAGUUAUAGUGUAAGCUGCACAUUGGUACUUUUUUAAAACCGUUAAAAUCAAAUUUGUAAUUUUAUUUUAUUUAGAAUAAUGAUAUGAUGAAAUGCUUAGGUACGUUUGAAAUUAUCGCGUACUUCUACUAUAUUUUAUGAAUGUCUUCAAAACGUAUAGCCGAAUGCCGAUUAGCGGUUAGUUAGGGACCUUAUAAAUUAUAAUGUUGCGUGAUUACUGGCGAUUUAUAAUUUAAAUUAGAAUAAUUUACACGCGUAGAAAAAAAAAAAAAAACACCGUUUGAGGCUGCUGCAGCUUAGUGUGGUAAAUGGCCGACACGUUAAGUAAACACUUAAUCAUAAUAUAUUAGGUAUCUACGUUAAAAAGGCAAUGAAUUAUAUCUUCUUUUUUUUUCUUUUUUUAAUACACUGCUAUAUAAACGAUCUUUCGCCGUAAAUAUUAAACCGUUUUCUUUUACAAAUUUUUAAAUACCGCGGGAUUAAUAUUAAUAUUUCGUUGAUAGGUUUAAGAGGUGUAUACCAGCUAUUAAUAUUUUACUUAGGUGUAACGAAAUUGGAUAAGCAUUGAAAUUAGUAUUAGAAAUAUGAACGGCGUCUAUUAUUAUAUAGGCCUCUACCAAUCACUCACAGUUAAAUUCGAAUAGGGUCAAAGAACAAUACAAAUAAUAAUUAAUAAUUAUAUAUAUUUAAACCUACUGGCUACUUUAGUACCUGUAUAAUAUUCUGGAAUGUCUUGGACAAAUUUCAUUGUGUCUCGCUCUUUUCAGUUCUGAGCACAUCGAAGAAUUUGUUUUUUGUAUGUGUGUGUGUGUGUGUGUGUGUGUGGGCGAACGACUUUUCAUCUAGAAAUAUUAGAUACUUCGAUUUGAUGAUUUUUCAAUUGUAACGUCUCUUCUUAAAGACAAUUUAAUCUGUUUGAUGUGUUCGGAUAUCGUUUUUUGAUUCGACUGGUCGUUUAAUUAAUCACUGUGAAAAAACAGUAAAGUUUACGAAACUGACAGUUUCAUUAUUUACGAUUUGAUUUUUUUUAUUGCAAUUUGGUUAAAAAUAAUCGUAGAGAUCUGAAAUUUCUCUGAAAAGGCUCAAACACUAGGUACAAUGUAUAUUUUCAAUUUACGAAACUAGAUGCACAAUGACUCACAGUUUCAUUAUAUUCGUAAUUAUUACAGAACACGAAUUAUAAAUAUGUGGGACGCAGGGGCAGAUUUAAAGAAAUAGAGGCCUUGUGCUCUAAUUUGGGACCCUUUUUAAAUAAAAAAGAAAAGCUUGAUAGAUAUAAACAAAAAAUAUUUGAAAUUCAAUACCUAUUUUAAGUAGUAGAAUAUACCAAUAAUGCAAGUUUAAUCUGUAAAUUACAAUUUUAAAAAGUUAAUAAAUAGUUAAUUAGUAAUCGAUAUACAUUUUUUAUCUUGAUUUUUACAUAUUCAGCAAUAGUGUCUUCAAAAAGAUAAAUUGAUUUGUAUUAAAAUGAUUAAUUGUCAAAAAUAAUAAAGAAUUCAGUUACUCUUGUGUUAAAGAAGUACGCAUUCAAAUUUGUUUACAUUUAACUGCAGAAAAUGAUAUAGGUGCAUAGGUAAUAUAAUUAAAUAAAAAAAUAUUUUCACAUUCUUAUUUCAUGAUAAUUACUUAUUCAAUAAUCAUUUGUAGGUUCUUAUACAAAUAUUUAUUUAUUUUUUUUUAUUUAAUGGGAAGGGAGAUUCAACUGAGAAUUUAGGGGGCCUUGUGCUCGUGCAUCACAUAAAUCAUGGCAUGGUAAAACGCGGGUAGAUCUAUAGUUUUGUGAUUAAGAAACAUGUAAUACUCAUAUCUAUUGACUUAGGUACACAACAUAGCAAAAUUGUCACUUUUAAAAUACAAAAACACAUGUCGUGUUUAUAUUGGAUAUUGGAGUUUAAUCACAAAUAACACAUUUUCAAGAAUUGAAUUUAUUAGUUGUUUAAAUUCUAAUUUUAUCCUAAAUGCCAAAACAGACAGAUCGAUUUAGUCUAUUAUGUGUAAAAUGUACAUAAUGCAAAUCUUUUUUGGAUAGGAUGUUGAAAAUCUACCGGCGUUUUAAGAUGGCAGCGCGAACUGGAGAGUUCUUUGCAUUGCAUCAGUGGGACUUUAUCAGCAAAAACAUUCAGGAACUGGACAGGGACACCAACGCUGCUGACAGAGCUGAGUUCCCAGUUGAUAUCACGCAGGUGGUAUGGGACACAUAUGUCAAGGACUACGUAUUUGGUAUCCGGAACUUUGUGCUCAAAGACCCGCCUUCCACAAUACCACAGGCUUUAUGCAAACUCCAGAGGUUUUUUUUUAAAAAAAAAUACUUUUCAAAAGCCCUCUGUCAUCACUAAAUUAUCUAUUUGUUUUUUAGAUUCUACUGGAUGCACAGGAUGGCUCAGUGCGCUCUCGUUGGGAUAAUAAUACAUAUUCUAAAAUCAAAGUGAUGGAUGCCAAUUUUUUAAUUUUUAUUAUUUCCAUUGUCAACCUAAUACUUUUGACCACAUAUUAUGGUUUUCCACUAAUUAUUACACUUAUGUAAAAUACAUAUUAUUAUUAUUAUUAUUAUAAAAGGUAAUAAAUAAAUAUUAUAUAGAUAUUAGAAAUUAGAAACAGUUGAGAAAGGUAAAUGAAACAAUAUUUGAUAGGUUUUUGCUUUUCUCCCACAAUAAGUUAGGAAGAUACUUAUACAAUAUAUGACACUAAUACAUACAUACAAUAAUAAUAAUAUAACUUAAGUUACAUAAAAAUUAAUCCAUAAAUGAUCAUUAUAUCAGUAUGACAAAAAAAAAAAUAAAUAAAUAAAUAACUACAUAUUACAGGUAAAUAAUAUUACAAUGUAUAAAUUAUGUGUGUAAGAGUGUGUUUACAUAAAAUUAUAUUUACUAUGGACACAAUUAUAAAUAACAAUAAUGAAUUUUCCAGAAAAAAAAAAAAUAGAACAAAUAAUAACGGUUUUUUCAAAAAUAAAAAUGAAUAUUUAGUUUAAAAUCUAAAAUAAAUUCCAAUGGUUAGGAUAAAAAAUAGUCCUUAGUUAUUGUUAUUCCUUUUAACCAUAAUCACAUUCAAAUUUAUAUUAUAUGUAGAAUAAUUAUAAAAUAAUCCAACAAGAUAUGACACAUUAAACAAGAGUUUAAAAUUAUAAUUCUAUAGGUAUCAUAAUAUCAUACCUGUGAGCAGCAGUAUACAUAAUGUUACAAGAUCACAAUAAUUACAUAGUAUUGUAUAGUAUAAAAGAAAAAAAAAUACAGUUGUAUAGGUGCAUACCAGGCACGAUGUCUUGUCAAUGGAUACAAUAAUCAAAUAGUUAAUUUUUGGGAGAAACGUAAAUAAUAAUUUCAAAUAAACAUAAAUAAUACACAAGUGUGUAAAAAUAAACAAUAAAUAAUAAUAAUAAUAAUAGCAAUAACUAUUUGGAAACUAUUUUAACAUUUCUAGUUGAUAAAAAUGGAACGAAGAACUUAAUAUUUAAUACUUAAGUGGCUAAGAUGUGCUUUAAUUCUACAAAAAGUUACUCCUAGAGUAACUCCUAUUAUAUUUUUAACCUAUUAACUGUAUAACAGUGAUGGAAAUUCACUAACUAAUAAUUUCCAUUUUUAACAUAAGUCUUAUUAGAGUUAUAGUUUUUUUUCUUCCUCUCUCCAAUCUAGCCAACAUUUUGCAGCUCCCGUUUCACUAAUCGUGUAAGCAACUGAAAA
This is a messenger RNA of Cinara cedri, 77054 nucleotides long. The record is from the annotation of a GenBank genome assembly. NCBI's taxonomy places the organism in Eukaryota, Metazoa, Arthropoda, Insecta, Hemiptera, Aphididae.